Messenger RNA from Xyrichtys novacula (pearly razorfish), 44911 nucleotides. The record is from the annotation of a GenBank genome assembly. NCBI's taxonomy places the organism in Eukaryota, Metazoa, Chordata, Actinopteri, Labriformes, Labridae.
AUAUAUAUAUAUAUAUAUAUAUAUAUCAGAACGGGACAAAAAUGCUUCAGAGCUAAAAGGGUAGCUAAUAGCUCAAGGUAAUUGAUUAGGCGCUUGCGUUGUCCUAGCGUCCACACCCCUCUCACUGCUGCGCCCUUGUUCUCUCCACGGGAGAAGAGCUGACAUGCAAGAUGGAGUUAUCGUCAGCCUCCUCAGCUGAGUCCAGUGUUUGAGCAGCACUACAGCGAUCAUGGAUGCCAUCAUGCCUGCCAGCUGUAAAAUCGUCCAGAAAUACAGUUUGCGUCCCAACUGAAAUUGUGCAAGAUAGCAGCGAAACGCAGCCACCCUGCAUUCUGACGGAAGUGCUCAGCUUGAAACGGAGCAUAUUUCCAGCCCGAGAAAUGAUACCUGUUGACUCGGAGUCAGUGAACUUUAUGUAAAUUUACUGAAAAGCCCAGUGUUUGGAUGUGCGGUAGGGUGAAUGACAGUUGAGCCGCUGCUCGCUCUCUGGAGCUCGCAAUUAGUGCCCAAUUGUCAGGCUAAGAUGUGAACACCUUUCUCCCGUAGCGGAGCCAAUGCCACCUCGACCCAUUUGGUGAAUGUUCAGGGGGCGAGUGAUAAGCCAAAUGGCAGCACCAGGUAAUUCGUAGGCUAUGCCCUCUAAUGCAAACCUUAGAAACUGCCUGUAGUCCUGAUGAUUCGCUACAUGAAAGUAAGCAUCUGUCAGAUCGAUAGUUGUAAACCAAUCUCCCGGUCUGGUCACGCCCAGUAGCUGUCUGAGUGUAAGCAUCUUGAACCUGUAACUCGUAGGUAUUCGUUUAACACUCACAAGUCUAGAAUAGGACAGAGCCCUCCUUUCUCUUUACUGAACAAUGAAAUAGCAGCUGUAUCAGCCUUUGUUCGUUUCCGAAGUGGGAACAACUCGUAUCGCUCUCUUGUUCAACAAGUUGUUUAUUUCUUCCCUCAGCACUGCUGCUGCUUCUUCUGCUACAACUGUGUGUAUUACAGAGUGGAAGCGAGGCGGCCGGGCCCUGAUUUGUAAGCGGUAGUCCAUGGCAACAGUUGUCUCUACCCAUGGUGAGACUGCACACGCGUGCCACAGAGGGAGAUGAACAGUCAGUCGACUGACCUCCAGCACUGUGGGGGAGGGGUUGUUGCCCUCUAGCGGCCAGCAGAGAACAGCAACACUUUCCCGCCUAGACUUGACUGAUUUAUGAUGUUUUGAGAACAAAACAAAACCUUUAUUUGACUCGACAAAUGCACAUUUGUAACAUUCACACAGUGAAUAACAGACGCCAUUAUUGGGGCGUGUGUGUGAGCGAGGUUUUGUGCUUGGGAGACUGUGUUAGGGGAUUGCAGCACCUCUCGGGACCGGACCCCUGAAUAAACUUUAAACAUGGCCUCUUUGGUGGCAAAAACUGAAGGGCGGAAGUGUCUCCGUGCUUUUGGGCCCCUCUCGAAUGGAUCCCAAAGCUUGGAUGACUGCUGCUUCUUCCUCCUGGGCACUGGGCCCUUCUGGAGGCCUGGUGGCGGACCGAGGGGCGUGGGUUCUGACCGGGUACAUGCUGCUUCACCAGCUGGGGCCCAAAACUAGCAGGCGCUACAGUCCUCUUGGGAGGAGGCGCCGGUGACGUCUGGGGAUGAUGCUGCUCAAAGCUUUGGUUUGUUUCUUCCUCAGCUCGAACUUAGCCUGAAUGGCGUUGAGGGACUGCCCAAACAAACUGCUGGCCAACACAGGCUCGUCAAGAUAAACUGCUCUGUCCCUCUCCAGAACGUCGGACAGAGUCAGCCACAGGUGCCUCUGCGCCACCACUGUGGAGGCCAUGCCUCUACCUAGAGAGAGCGCUGCAAAGCGGGACACACGGAGAAUGUAAUCUGUGGCGACUCUAACUUCAUUGAGGAGAGGAGAAAGCAAAAUGUCAGGAGGCAUACAUGAGCCAAGUUCUACCAGACACAUGGCUUGAUAUGUCUGAAGCAUGGUGACAGAGCUCAGUGCACAAGCCGCACUUGCCUGUGUCCUGUAAAUCUUGUCCAGCUGUGACGCUGAAAACCUGCAGUGCUUGGAUGGGAGCGCGCCGGGGCCAGAUAGGCUGCCAGGGACGCCUCCAUAGGCGAAGGGUUCACCAAACCAGCUUUUUCAGCUCCAUCCAGGUCCAGAAACUGUCCACAAUCGGGCACUGUGGCGCGGGUGGACAGCAGCUUGCUCCAUGUUGAAGUUAGUUCCGCAACAAAAUCCGGGAACAUAGGCAAACUGUUCUUAACAGUAGUCGGUUCGGGUGCUCCCUGGACUCGGAGAGGAGGGGAUCGUGCAGCGCAAUAGCAGUCUUUCCUAAUAUUCACUCCACAAACUUGACUUGCCUUUCCAGGUUUGAGCUCCAAAGCCGGCGACAGGACUCACACGACUUGGGCUCAGUCAGCGCCCUCCUGGCGUGGACAACCCCCAGGCAAACAGGGCAAGCCUCAUGGAGCUCUUUCUCAUGAAGGAAGAAGCCACACCCCUGAGGACAGGGGCAAACAGAAGACUUCGCCUUCACUUUCUUAGGCUCAGCGCUCAUAACAAGACACAGAAGCUGAACAAAAUUAGCGCUCCGCGGGUAGCCGCAGGCCAACACAAACAGGGGCAGUUGAGCUAAGAUCAAUCAGGCAACAGCCACAGCCAAGACCAAGCUAAGCUAGCAGCAGCUAGUUAGCCCAACUCAGUGGAGGUGUUCUCAGCGAGGUGAAGAGCGUAAGAACUGAAGGAGGACUGUAAUGUUACACAUAUAUAUGUGCAGGUGGAGCCUCCCAGACAUCACCACAGAUCAUCUGCCAUAUAGGCGUAAAUAAAGGUGUCUUCAGUCAGGAGACACGGGGGCAUAAUAUCCCAUACUAUAUGUGUUGUACUGAGUGAACCGACUGUAAGGGAAAUCUUCAAUACAGCAGCAACCGUAUAGCAGCCGCUACGACAGCUUAAAAGCAGAGAAAAACUAACGUUGGCAUCGGGCUAAUACGUGCUACAAAAGUAGCUAAACUGGGGAACAUUACAUUUUUUCGGAAAUCCACCAGAUCCACCAAAGCAAGACAAAUAAUUACCCUUCCAACAGAAACAAAGCAACUGCUCUGUUGUCUCCACCGCUCAAAGGCUGCCCUGAUGUUGUCUCUGGUUUGUCCUCUUGCUUUAUCCAGAGCCUUCUUCGUCACAGCCUCUAUCUUUAUCUUCUUUGGCUGUGUAGCCAGCUGAGCUAUCACGGGUACCGCUGGAACUUGUGUUUGAGGCUGCUUUGUUUCUGCCAUUGUAAAAUGCUCACAUAUUCUCUAGCUAACAAGGUAUUUAGGCAGAGGAGUGUUCUUGCUAUCUGCGGCAACAGCAAAGCCAUGCGUGUGCCCACGGGUGAGGAGGGUGGGGUGGAGGGUAGAGGGGAGCGGGCAGUGCAGAGCAAGACAUGAAGGCAUCUGAUUGGUUCUUAACAUUCGGACCGAAUGAAAUGAUUGGUCAAGAUGCCAUAUUGUUUGCAAGUUCUCUCUGACACAAUUGCAACUAGAAAAGCACUCUGAGAGCGCAAGCAGCUCACAGUAUCCGGAAUUUUGUCUGGAUCAGGAUCAACCUUUGACACCUCAUAAAACUCAUUGAGAUCCUUUUGUGUAAUUUUUUUACUAAAGACUCUGGCCAUUUUUAUAGAAUUAAAUGCAAAAAUUCCAAAAUUUAACCUAUCUCACAAUGAUAAAGAACCCUUCAAAAAAUUCCUGGAUCCAGACGGCGAUCCGGAUCACCACCAAAAUGUAAUGGGAUCCUCCUGGGGCUGAGAUGCACCUCUGGUGAAAAUUUCAGGUCACACCAAAACUUUUACUGUUACGUGUAUUUUAUUAACUUUUACUUGUGUUUAAACUGGUAUGUUCACUGUUCAUAAUGUUCCUAAAACAACAAAGCUCAUAUUAGAUACAUAAAUGCAUGAUUUAUUAUGCAAUAUUUGUAAGUGUACACUUCCUUGUAUCUUCAUUGGUUAUCUUUCCAUUUUAAUUUUCUACAGCUUAUUCCGGUUCCCAGGGUCGCGGGGGGGCUGGAGCCUAUCCCAGCAUCUUUGUGUGAAGGCAGGGGACACCCUGGACAAAUCGCCAGUUCAUUGCAGGGCUGACAUAUAGAGACAAACAACCAUCCACGCUCACAUUCACACCUUUGGGCAAUUUGGAAGUGGCCAAUUAACCUAACCCCACUUAGGCAUGAUUUUGGGACGUGGGAGGAAAACGGAGUACCUGGGGUAAACCCACGCAGACACAGGGAGAACAUGCAAACUCCACACAGAAAUGCCCUGACCCGGAUUCAAACCCAGGACCUUCUUGCUGUGAGGCGACAGUGCUAACCACUACACCACUGUGCCGCCAAUCUACACCACUGUGCCGACUCUAGCCACUUUUAUAGAGUUAAAUGCAAAAAUUCCAAUAUUUGCCCUAUCUCACAAUGAUAAAGAAUCCUUCAAAAAAUUCCUGGAUCCAGAAGGCGAUCCGGAUCACCACCAAAAUGUAAUGGGAUCCUCCUGGGGCUGAGACGCACCUCUGGUGAAAAUUUCAGGUCAAUCCGUCCGUAACUUUCUCUGUAAAGUUGCUAACAGACAAACAAACAAACCAACGCUACUGAAAACAUACCCUCCUUGGCGGAGGUAAUAAAAUGUCAUUUCAUUGAAAAAUCGCUCUGUCUUUGAUUGCAUCAAAAUCAGAAAAACGCUUGCUGUUAUAUCCAUGAAUUUCACUCAGUUUACCAGGUUGUUUUGUUUUAUUAGAUGUUUCUAAUGUCAGAAGCAGGGUCGUAAUGUUUGCCAAUUGUUUUGCUGAUUCGUGCAGUUCACAGCACAACAGCUCCUUGUCAUUUUCUUUCUUCGUUGACUCUGCUAGUAAACAAAUAAGAAAUGUCCCGCUUUCUGCCCCAAGGCUGCCCGCACAUACCUGCAAUGACAUUGCACAGAAACCCGUCUAUAACUUUAAAUAUUACACUCUAGUAGGGUGACCAUUGGUCCUCUUUUACCUGGACAUGUCCUCUUUUGGGGGGCUGUCCGGCCUGUGCGGGGGGAGUUUAUAAAAUCCCUCAAAUGUCCAGGGUUUUGUAUGGAAGCCCAAUUUUUUUUCACUGGCGGAAACAGACUUCCAUAGUUUUGAGUUUGUGUAGUGUGUAUAUCUUUGCAUCACAGACCAUUUUAUUUAUCAUACACGUUCAAUAGUUGAUUUUUGAAACACACGCUGAGAGGCGGAGUUCCACGCUGAUUAUGAAAUUCUUUCAUCAUUCAUUAUAAAACAGAGCAGCGCAUCAGUGCUCUCUGCUGCUCUGCCCCUCUGCUCAGUUCUAAGCAGAGCCACUGACGUGACGCAUGCAUGCACUAUCAGCCAGUGAGCGAAAGUAAAGGGAGAAAUAUUUGUAUGUGACUGAUAAUUUUGUUAAGGAGGAAUGCUUUAGAUAAUAUAUUGUUUAUGAAUGUAACUUUGAGUAUUUUUCAGUAUCUCCAAGAGGCCUGGUUAAAGGUGGGGUAGGCAGGAAUCUGUUAAAGAAGCAUCUUUUUCUGUGGUGUAUAUACUAAAAAGCUUUAAAUAUCAGUCAACACCUAUUAGUUAUUGAUGACCUUUGGGAAUAUCACGAUAUCACUGUGUUUUGUUAUGUCUGUGUAGUCAACAUUUUAAAAUUACAGAGCGCUGACUGUAAACAAAGCCAUUCCCCGCCUCCCCCUUCCUGAUUUGUUGUGAGGCGGGCGCUGCUCCUUAGUGCUGAUUGGUUGGAUGCUGCUCCCUCAUGUUGUGAGGCAGACACUGCUCCCCCAUGUCGUUCAGGAGCCCAAACAAAGUUAGCAUGCCAUAAUAUCAGACAGUAGAAACCAAUCAGAAAGUACAGAAAAUUGUCUGAAUCCUUCUUUAGCCACAACCACCAACACAAGCAAGAAAACGAACUAAAUACCAAAGACUCUGGAGGAAGACCGGGAGAUUUUUUGUUUUUAUUAUCAUGUGAUUGACUUAAUAUGCAAACUGAGCACUUCAGAAUUCGGCCCUUUAAAAUGACACUUGGACGGUCAGGAAAUCCUCCUGGCUGCUUCGCUGACGAGAACCAAUCAUAGGCCAAACUGCGUUGCAUUAUUCCAAUCAUGCGCACACUCUUCACGUGUACUUGGAGUGCUUGCAGAGCCUGUGGUAGCAUUGCAAAGCUGCGAGAACGAGAAGCAGGACUUAUCUACGCCGGUGUUGUGUCGUAGAAUGCACCCCUGCCGUAGAAUGCCCCCCCUAACGGGAGCGCGGUUAAAAGUACAUAACAAGGCAAAAUAAUCCAAGUUUUCCUUACCGUUGGACGGAUUCAAAAGCGUGUGCUUUUAAUGAUUUCAUUCAGGUUAUUCAGAUUAGCCGAAAACAACAGCCCUCUGAUCCAGAAUAUUUGCUGUCCUGAAAGUAUAUUGUUUUCUACCUUGAUGUCUUACUGUACAGUUUAUAUACCCAAGUACACCUCAAUAUGUGCAUUUUGGAGACACAUUAAAACAGAACGGAAGUUUGCUAGUAGUCAUGAUCCAAAUACUCGUGUCUUUGUAAAUUAUGAGCUCAUUUUCUUCCACUUAAGAAGCUAAUGAGUGGAUGGGAUGCAGGGAUGCAUUCUACGGCACAACACCCGGGAUAAGGCAGACCAGAGUGUAGCAUAUACAUUUACCUGCAUUUACCAGCAGAUUGAAUUUGGUGAGAAAUGGUUUCAAUCGUUUUCAUAUUUUGUGGUAUAACAAAUUACUGCCGUUCGCUACAGCUUGCGUUGAACACUGCCAGAGCUAGCCAAACCUCCAGUGAAAAAAUAGCUCCCGUUUGCUUGAUAUUAAGUUAGCGUCAAGCUUGUGUAGUUAAUGGUAACAUAAAAGAAGAAACACAAGCUUCUUUCUAAUAUCUCUGUAAUUGGUAUUUCGGGGACGUGUGAGGAUAAUAUUCGGGUGAGGGGCUGAAAAGGCUGAAGGUGAAGUGGUAAAUUCUAGAACUUGUCCUAUGCUUUGGCCCAUGCUUGAUGCCUUUUGUGACAAAAUAAAAACAUGUGAACCCAGGUCUUUUUAACGCUCCUUUUUGCUGCUAAUGUUAUUCAUUGAUUCAUUAAAACGUAAUGGUUUUGAGUCAUCUAAAAUAGCUGUAGGAGCCAGAUUGGGGUUUUUCAGUUUAUUGUUAUGUAUUUUUUUUGCCAACAGAUGGUGCUAUUGUGCCUGUCUAUUUAAUGGGUGGGUUGAUUAGGACAGGUGCGCACACCUGGGAAGCCGAACAGUUUUUUGACCGUGUCAAGUGGUUUUGUGUCUUGUCUUACAUCAAAUAAUGAAUGAGUAAAUAAAUAAAAAAAAACAGAAGAUAUGGACGGUGUGACAUGUGACAUUAUUCCACAUACGGGCACGCGUCAACUCAAGCAAAAAGGUGUUCGCCACAAGUAACAGCAUUGGAAAGCUGUUAUAAUAGCGAAAGCGGGCGUCUCGCGUUUACUGCUCUGGCUCCAUCCGGUGACAAUUUUUCUUCAGCGCGACAUUAGCGUGAGAGAAGACAACAGGGAAGAGUGUGUCACGAAAGGCUUGCCGUGUGUUUAGACCACAAGCUACUAAAGCUGUUGUGUAAAUCGCUAUGUUGCUAUUAUUUUUAUAUGGCUGUCAAGAAACUGGGAGUGCUCAGCAGGCAAAGAAGCAGGCUGCUAAAAGUGAGAAGCAGGCAAGGCUGAGGCAUGUGGCCACUCAGCGUAAAAGGCCAUGGAGACUGUGGCGGCCCAGGCAAAAAGAAAAAAGAAAAAGUGAUCAAUUGGACUUGGUAUUGGAUCUAUUGGAAUUGCAUGUAUUGUUCUCCAGUCUGGCAGGGCAUACAUUGAUCUAAAGUGCAGGAUAUUAAGUCUUUAUUUUUUUUAUUCUGUUUUGUUUUUCUCUUUAAAUUAUUAUUGUUCAUAUGGCCUUGUACAAACAGUUUUGAACACCUCUCUCAGACUCAUCUAACUCAUUUAGCAAAGUAAACUUUGUUUCUAAAUAAAACAUGGCCAGCACAAGAUGCAUGUGAUGUGUGUGUGUGUGUGUGUGUGUGUGUGUGUGUGUGUGUGUGAGAGAGAGAGAGAGAGAGAGAGAGAGAGAGAGAGAGAGAGAGGGAGACUUGGAGUGUCACUGAAACACAGUGUGGGUGGACAGAGCUCAAUAUUUUGUUGGGUUGUACAGUGUACUGGAACGUAGUUCACCCUUCUCACCUUUUCAACCCCUGACCCAUUUUCAUGCCUGAAUGCUAUUUACUUUCAUGUUGACUGGGCUCCAUUUGUAAUUAUCUUAAGUAUUUACCUGCAUUGUAUCUGAAUUUAAUUGGAACGAUACGAGUGAACAGGGGUGUCUUUUGUGGGUGGGGUUUGCUGGAGCAGAGACAGAGGGGAGAGGAGGAGCUGAGGGGAAAACUGAUUGGGUGGGGUAGUGUUUACAUUCAAGAUUUCUUCCCAAAACUGGCACACUCAGAUCCUGCCUACCCUAACUUUAAGUGUCCUUUUGUUAUUUCAGAAUAAAUGUUUAACUGAGUAAGAAGAAUGUAAAAAACAUCCCACCUGACCCGAAAAAUCAUCCAAAUUUUGCACGUCCAUGUGCACGUGCAACUCCGCUCCAUGUAGUAAUGUCCUCUUUUUGGGGAUUCAGAAAAUGGUCACCCUGCGCUUUAGUCCUUUAAAUACUACAUGCAGCAACUUUUAUUACUACACACUGUGACUAUGUAUUGCACUGUGACUUUAAAUACUACUUUGAAUUACACCUUGAUUAAUUUACUUGCUUAUCAUUUAUUUUGCUGGCUGGAAAGGAUCGCUUCUUAUGAGUAGAAGGAAAAAGAAGGAGUUGGUUUUUGAGACUGACUUAAAUAACAACCAUAGUCUUUGAAGUACCAUUUAUUUCUGGUUCUGGUCGCCUUGAUCCAUAGACAUAAUAAAGAGUAGACGCCGCUGGGAGUGCUGCGCAGCGAGAAAUAUGGCUGCCAUCUUGGUCCGGUCAAGCUUCCCAUACGCUCCGGUCAGUCAUAUUCAUUCAUUUAUUCAUUCAGCGAUGCCGGAGCACUGUGCAGCGUAUUCCUGUGCCAACAGGCGGACAGUAGAGAACAGGGCUCAAGGGAUAACUUUUCACAGGUAGGAUUAAACGUUUUUUCAACAUUACACUUGACUGUAGAGUCAUUUGGAGGCCAAGGAGGAAGACUAUCGGUCAACUCCAAAAAGGAAACAGCAUUUGCAAACAGCUGGCUUAUUCACAAUAAUAGCAACUUUGCUCUAUUAUCAACAGAUUGGCAUUAGAUUGAAAAACUUUUUUUUGAGAGAGGUUCUAAGAAACGUUAAGAAAUAAAAUAGAAAGAAGAAGGAAGAAAGUGAGCUCUGUUUUAUUAUCUGUUUUAUUAAAGAUUUCUUUGUGGUGAUCUCCUGUUUCAUUAUGAAGAUUUCCUAAGGACAAAAAAAUUGAGGAAGAAGUGGGAGAUUGCUGUAAGGAGGGAGAAAUUCACCUCUCUGAAGCUGCAGAAAGGGAGCACUAGGAAAAAAACACCAAAGCAGUCCUCUUUCAAGGCUUUUAGGGCCUGAGCAUAUUGAUUGAUUGAUUGAUAUGUAGUUUAGGUGCUGUCCUGUCAUGCUGUUCUUGUGUUUAAAUUGAAAGUGUGCAAUUUUUUUGAUAUGUAGGCUAUAUAUUUGUGUGUAUUUCUUUAUGUGUAUUUUCCAAUUAUUAAAAUAGUGCUUCUAUAUGACAUUAUUUGUGUGUAUCUACAAAUGGAUAAAUAAAAUAAACUAAAUAAAAUAUAAUCAAAUCAAUAUAUAUUGAAUUAGCCUAUUAAAACCGCCAGUUAUUAAUAAUUAUUGAGACGUAGCAGGAACCUAGCUCUAAACCUCGAUAUAUCCUUGAUUAAUUAUUAUAUUAUACGACAGCCACUGCUGCCAUGUUCUAAAGUAUCAUUUUAUUCAUUCUGAGUAUUUGAAAACGCCAAAAAAAAAAAUAUGGCCUCUAUCAUGCCUCUUUGAAUGACGUUUGCAGAGAAAAAAAUUGCGUAGUAUUGAGCGAACUAUGAUUCAUUUAAUGCGCUGAAACUUCAUUCCGCCGGUUAAAGAGCGGUGCAGAGUGAGGCGGAUGACCGGACCAAGACGGCGGCCGCAUUUCUCGACAGCACCCAUUCGUGGUAGCGGCCGAUGCGGGGUCUACUCUUUAUUACAGAAAGAGAGAGAGAACGCGAGAGAGAGAGAAAGCGAGAGUAUAUGGCCUUGAUCUGGCAAAAUCUGGUCGUGUUGUUUUUUCUUAGGCAGUCCACGGACAUACUCACGGGUCCAUUCUCUGCUGACGUCACUAGUGAGUAGAAACCUAGCGAUAAUAUACGUAGACGUCUCAUUACGUGUUGGAGCAUAAUCCAGCAUCGCCGCCGCCGCCACAUUGGAUGGGUCUCCUUACGUUAGGCUCGCCCCAGCAUAGAUAUCAUAUAUGGCUGGAUGCCUCCAAGAGGGCGGCGGCAUUGACGUAUUCGCUGGCCUUGUCUUAUAUGUGUCGUGAUGGAUCUAAUGUUGAUAUCUUUGCGCAAUAGAGCUAACCGGAGUUAACAGGGAACGGCCAAUAUGCGGUCAUUUGUGCAGCCUACAGUUGCAACAACCGGUCACAAAAAAGAUAAGACUACUAGUGGGAGGUCUGCCCACUCUUUAGAUAUAUAUAUAUAUAUAUAUAUAUAUAUCUGCUGGUUGUGAAAAAUAAAACCGUGUGAAAAUCGGGCAAAAAUUCGGAGAGUUUAGAUUUGUAUAGUUGAGCAUACCUCCCUUCCUCAACAGAAGUAAAUGUACUGGGAGCUCAUAGGGGACCCAUCGAAGAUGGUGGCCGCGCAGAUAACUCAGCGCCAGUGCCAGUCAAUGAGACGUCUACGUAUAUUAUGUCUAUGAUUUGGAAACUGUAGCUUAAACUUCGUUAAGUAUUAUCGUUGUUUUGAGAAAUUACUGUUUGCUCAUGUUUACCGAUGAGAAGUUCGCAUUCCAAGCCUCAGGAUGGCUCCAACUGAUCAACCACCAAAUUAAAAGGUGAGUGUGAUUUCAUUCUGCUCGUCUCCUGAACAAAGCGGCAUGUUAGCCUGUUAAUACGAAUGCGCUGUAAUUAGCCCCGCUAACCAAACUCCUGUUAAACAUCUCUUAGAUUAAGACUCACUUUUGUUUACGGCUAAAAGUUUUCUUAGAACAGGCAUAGUAAAGGGGUUUAUUGACCAGAAGGCUAAUUGAAUAAAUUCGGCUCAUAAAAACCUUAAGAUAAAGACUGUAAUGUCAACAAAAUCACAACUUUAGUGGUUGUUGUUCAGCUCCUCGUCGCUUCUUAAUUCAACGGUUUCUCCAUAGGGAGACGGUUUAAAGAGGGAUAUUUGAGCUGUAUAAUGUUAUUGUUUGGUAAAUCGGUCUUGAGACUCCAUUAUAAGUACUUAAAAUCUGCUACUAGCCCUGAUCGGACAGUCACAGUUUUUUUUUCUUUCCUGAGAUGAUUUUAGUAGUUUUAGUCCACCUUAAAUGGGCUCAGGUCCAGAGGAGCCUCUAAUGUUUGAGCUCAAAACCAUGAGCUCAAAAUCACCCAAAAAAGUACCAUGCAGUCGUUUCCACUCCAGGGUCCUGUCUGUUUUUAGUGCAGUGCUGCCUGAGGACGUGGGAUCAGGACCAUCCAGUCAUGGUACGGGUCCUUGGCCCUUUAGUACGGAGAUUUCUUCAUAUUCUCUGAAUAUUUGAAGGAUAUUGUGUACUGUAGAUGACAAACUUGAAUCAUUCUUUCACAUCUAUUAGUUCACACAGUCUCUCAAAGAGGUGAACCAUGUCCUAUCUUGCCUUCAGUGCCUGAGACUCAGCCUCUAUCAAUGUCUUCUUUAUAUUCAGUCAUGUUACUUACCUGUUGGAAAUUAACCUCAUGAGUUGGAAAUGUUCCUCCAGGCUUUUUUUGGCAUUGCACAUGUUUUUACCUGUUUGGCUGUUUCUCUGUUACAAAUUUAACCUAUUUGAUUGUUCUUCAAUAAGAACUCUUGACCUGUUUUGCUGUUCCUCUAUAAAAACUUUUGACCUGUUUGGUUGUUCCUCUAUGAGAACCUUUGACCUGUUUGAUCUGUUUUUUCAGCUUAGCAGCUCUUAUGAAACUAUGAUAUAUGGGUUAUUCCAUGAAAUCAGUGCCCUUUCAGCUUAGAAAAUUUAAAAUUUAAACUAUAUUUAAGUGUUAAUUUUUAAGUACCCAGAAAUGAAAGAAUGUUUAAAAUCGCAGGAAAUGAUUUUGUGUCAUCUCAGGCUGUGUUAUUUCAUAUUUUAUAACCGUUUCUCUCCUGGCUGUUUUCAUAAUUUUGUCAACCCUGUUACUAACAUAAACUUAACAAAAUACAAUAUUUCUAAUUAGAAAUAUGCAAUAUAUGGUACAUAUAUUAGCAGUACUUUAGUCUCUCUUUCCAUUUAGAUUAUUUUAUUUUUUGGAUUUUUUUCUCCAAUUAGAUAUUUGUCAUUCAGAUGAUUAAAUAUACCCUAAUUUUGCAUGGCUUUCAUGUCUCACCAUAUAUCAGAUAUUUUUUAGAGGAGAAAUGUUGAAAAAUGGCCCAAUCUAAAAUAUAAUGUAAUUUAAAUUGUAAUGGUUAAUGUUGAAAGCCAAUUUGAGUUGUCAUUUUUUACAUUUUUGUCAAAUUAAUGACAACAGGAUUGACGUUAUGGUAACAGGGCUGACAAGAGUAACAGUAACUGGACACAAAGUAACUGGCUCUCCACCGGUGUAUCAAUCAAUCAAUCAAAAAAUUAUCUCAAUAAUGUUCACUUGAUGACCUAAAAAAAUAUAUAUUUUUAAAAGGUUAACCUUCAAAAAGCGUACAACGAGGGUAAACACUGUUCUAUGUCAUCCCUGUUACUCACAUGUCAAAUCCUGUUACUGUGGAAAGGUAACAGGGUUGACAGUAACAGGGUUGACAAUUUUAAGCUAAUCUGCCUGUGGCUAUCUUAAAUAGGUGCUAGCUUAAGUGCAAGCUAGGUACUCUGAAAGGUAAUUACUUGUAGAUAUUGAUUAUAUUUUGAGAAAUAGAAAAUUGUUUAGGUUUAUAUGUUAAAAAGUGGUAACAGGGUUGAUGUUGUAUGCUUGUCCGCCCUGGUUAAACCUUGAAAAAACAUCAAAAAUAGCACAUCAGAGAUGAGAGAAACUUAAUUGUUAUUGAGCUGUUAGUAUCCUGGCUCAGAGAGGAUGCAACCUCCUGUCAAUCAUGUCAAAUCUGGAAUGUGCUAUUAUUUUUUUAGGGUUUUUUAGUUAGGGUAACAUGGUUGACAUGAAAUCAGGGGAUGCCAAUAAAUUGGUAAAUAUUUACAAUGACUAACAUAUAUUAUUACCAAAAACACUGUUUAACAUUAAGAUCAUACUUAAAACAAUAUGUAAAUGUGAAAAUUUUAACAUUUUGCCAACAUCUUACAAAUUAAAAGUCCUGUAUACGUACAGCAAUAGUAGUGAGGGACAGGCCAAAAACCUCACCCUCAUCAGCAUAAAAGUAAUUUAUAUUAUUUAAAAUGAUUUUUAAUUGACUUUAAUUUGAUGUUAUAAUAAAGGAGAGAAGACAUGGUAAUGUUAUGUUUGUAAAUUACAUAUUAAUUUGUUGUUAUCAUAAUUUUAUGAAUGAUUAGUUCUUGGGGACGCAAAAGGCACCACUGUCAUGGAAUGACCCAUAUACUCUGUAAGGAGUUAGUGGAAUGAUCAUGCCAUAGUCUUUUAUCAUACCAGUGUUGUGUUAUUUCACCCUUUGAGUCAGCUGUGUUUCUGAUUCUUCCUUCUCAGCUUUAGGUCUGACUAAAUCAGACUCCUCUGGUCCAGCCAUGCCUCAGAAACCUCUAAAGAGUGGGCAGACCUCCCACUACAUCGAGCUGGGAGGGUAUCAGUACUGGCCUGUGCUGGUUCCUCGAGGUAUCAGGCUGUACACAUAUGAACAGAUCCCUGUGUUCAUGAGGGAGAACCCAUACAUCACAGAUGGAUACAGAGCCUACCUGCCCUCUAGACUCUGUAUCAAAAGGUGAGCAGCAGCAGGUUUCUUUCUGUUUUCUCUGAGACAGGUGAUCAUGUGAAACAAAAUAAAUGCUGUCUGUGGACAGAAACUGUAGACUCUGACCUUAGAAUUACAGGUUUUAUGUUUCAGUUUGUAGUUAAAGAUGAUUUUUAGGAACAGUAAUAUAUUUUCAUGUAAGUGAUAGUGUAUAAGGUGUUAACUCCUUCCUGCAGCCUCUUCAUCCUGUCCAAUGAGACAGUGAAUAUCUGGAGCCAUCUGCUGGGAUUCCUGCUCUUCUUCUGUGUUGGGGUGUACAACAUGUCCUCAGUGAUGCCCACUGUCGGCGCCUCCAGAGAGGACUACGUCAUCUAUUCCAUCGGACUUUUCUGUUUCCAGGUAUGAUAACCUGUCUUUGUUUGAUUCAGCCCCAACAGCUGCUGCCGACAGACCUUUUAAUCCUAUUUUUAAACUGGUUUACACAUUUUUUCUGUAAAAGCAGAACAGUAAAUCAGGAUUUUCGUGAUGAAUCUGUAACAUUACUGUACACCACUGUAUGUAACAUUACUGUGUGUUACUGUUAACAUCAGUAUUGUUUCUGUAUGGUACUCUAAAUGACUGUAUUGUUACUGUAAAUAACAGUAACGUUAGGGUGUGUUACUGUUAGUAACAGUAACAUUACUGUAUGCUACUAUAAAUAACAGUAACUUCACUGUUAUACUGUAAUAACAGUAAUGUCACUGUAAAUAUUGGAAACAUUACGAUACAUAACUAUAACAAUGUUGUUGCUGUACAUUACUUUAAAUCAGGGCAGUGUUACUAUAUGUCACUGGUAAUAAUGAUGAUGAUGUUGUAGGGAAACAAUUUUAAAAUUCCUGAUUAUUUUUUAAAAUUUGGUCAAAUAAGUGAAUCUGUCUAGUUUUAUUUGAUUUACUGUAAAAACGGUACUUUACUGCUCUUUUAAAUGUUUGGAAUAUUCACCAGAGUUUUGUGGUAAAAGUUUGAUAUUUCCAUUUAAAUGUAGAUUUCUUUCCAUGGACUCAGUUUGAAAAGCACUGCAGACUUGUAUUCAUUCUGCUGUUAAAUGAAUAAAAAACAUCCAGAGAUGGUUUGAAGGAUAUUUUCUUCUUGUUAUUUUUAUCCAAGGUUUCCUCAGCAGGUUUCAUUGAACAUCAUGUUUGUGUUCCUGGUUUAGUUUCAGCUCAGUCUCUCCUUGUGUUCAUCAAUGUGCUGAUUAUAAAUUAGCCAAAUCUCUUGGAGGCUGAAUGUGUGGUGGUUUCCUGGUGUUACCUUAAUCUGAGGGACAGCAGACCUCAUCCAAACAUUGGCAGUACCUCUCAACAAAUGAAUGAUAAUGGGUCCAGCAGUUGGCUGGUCUGAGCUUAACACAAGAGUCUGCAGGUCCAAAUGAGAAAUAAUGUUGCUGCUUGAAAAUGGUUGCAUUCAGACACUUCUCAGUAAAUCACCAAUAUUUUUUGUUUGUCAUCUCUGAUCACUCCUCUGUGUUUCAAAACCUGACUGUCCUCUGUCCUCCUCUUAGCUCUGCAUGCUGUGCUCUGUGGGUUAUCACCUGUUCUGCUGCCACCGCUCAGAGAAGACCAGCCGCCGCUGGAUGGCGCUGGACUAUGCUGGUGUGUCUAUCGGCAUCCUGGGCUGCUACGUCCCUGGAGUCUUCUAUACCUUCUACUGUAACAAUGUGAGUCACCCGCAGGCUGCGCACAAGGACCAAACAAGUGUUUCUGAGAAGGUGACCUCAGAGUCCAGAACUAUGAUUACAGAAACUUUACAAAAAAUUUGAUAAAAACUAGAGGUACGAUGUGUAGGAGGCAGUUUAAUGUGAGGAGGAGGUUUCAAACGUAAAGGUAACUCCAGGCAGUCAUCCAUCUUCAUCCACCAUGAGAAAAACUUUUCAGCAUUUAUGAGGUUACAUUGGAGAGGAAAAACCUCCUCUGACAGGCAGAGACCUGUCCAAACUGCUGUUAUAUACAAAUGCUUAUUGUUUUGUUUACUAUAUUACUGUAAAAUCCACUCAGAGUUUGUUGGCUGAAAGCUGCUGGACACACAGACUGAGUGUUUCUAAGACUGCAGGAGUUUUUCCGUCCCACAGAGAUGUUCAGAUCCAAUCCCCCAGAAACUAAUUUGGGAGGAUCAAUGGAGUUAUUUUAAGUGAAAUAGUCCUUUCUGUUGUUAGCUGACUGUCCAAGAUAGAUCUAACAUUGCUUUGGCCCAUUUAACUAAUCUGAGGUUGUAUCUGUGAUCAGUUGACCUUAAAAGGCCCAAUCAGAAUCCAGCUUUGACACAGAAAACCUGUAUGAAUGGAGUCUUCAGUAAAUCCAGAGGACUUGAUAGAGGACUCUGGUGGGUAAGCAGAAUUGAUCAUUGCAGUAAUAUUUAUCAUAAUAUCAGUAAAAAACAUAUCUGCUGCCUGAGAGCCGAGCUGCUGAAUCAGGAACCUGCAGCUCUUGGUGAAUCAGAUCAGACCGUAUUGAUCCUCUCGGGGAUGUGUUGGUGUCACAGGAGCAGAAAUAUGACAGAACGUGCUGAAAAAAUAGGGCUGCUUAAUAUCUCCCCUUUAAAAGGGACCUGCCAUCAAAAAUGUAAUUUUUGCAUGUUUGUGUGUCAGAUAUUAUGUUUGUCUUAUGUUGUAAAUGUGAAAAUAAACCAUUACGUCGUUUGCAUUCUGUAAAGGUUUAAAAUAAAAGAACGGGUAAACCAGGCCAAUUGAAAAAGCAGGUCAUUCUGACGUCAAGCUGACCUUGCUCAUUAUUAUUCACGAGCGCGUCCUCGGUGAGCCGCACCCACUCUCUCAUUCUCGUACUCAUUCACAGUCAUCAUAACUCUCCAGCCAGAGCAAGACCCAGCUACCACUGUACCUGCUAUGGGUCUCUUCCAAACGACCGGUGUUUCCUUGGGUUCACUGCCGGGAAAAUGAACUUAAAGCUGGGCAGAAUGAAUGCGAAAACACCGCCGGAGCACCGAAAUUAGUUCUUUCGCUCUCCGGCUGCUUCUUCAACUUCCACCUCCUCUUCGGACUUGGACUAGGGGUCAAAAAUAUAUGGUUUCCUGCCAUUUUUAGCCUUUAGCAUAAGGUGAACAGACAUCCCCGAUUUCCGGGGACAGUCCCCGAAUUGGAUGACCUGUCCCCGGCAAAAGCUGUCCCCGAAAAUGUCCCCGAUUUAAGCAUUUCAUGAAUGAGAGCAAAAAUGUUCCGUGUGGGCUAGAACAACAGUUAUUACAGUAGCCGAAUAGUUAGGAAGCACAAGUAAGCAGUCCUGAACAACAGUUCUUACGGGGGUUAUUACAAGGGGCAUGCACUGCUACUAAAUAGUACCGAGAUGUUGUCUGUGAUCACACAGCCCCUGCACCCGCCGCCAAGGCCGCACCGAAUGUCCCCGGAUUUCAUUACAGACAUCCGGUCACCUUACUUUAGCAAACAUUAGCAAAAUGGAUAAACCGAAAUCAGAACCUCCACUGCUGAGCCAAUCAGAGCACAGCAGGCUUCACAGCAGCGAUCCAAUCAGAGCAAAGCUCAUUACCAUAAAUGUUAAUGAGCCAAAAUCAGUUGGUUUUCCUGCAAGGUUUUUUAGGCAUACUAAAACAAACCAUCAAAUAACUUUUCAGCUAAAAUUAUGUUGCAAACAUGAUCAGAGGACAUCAAGGAUUGUGAAAAAAUGAUUGAAAUGGAUAAGAAAUUUUGAUGGCAGGUCCCCUUUAAGAAAGACCUCAUGUGUCUGCAGAACGAUAAUAAGGGCUGGGUUUCCCAGCAUGUUUCUGGCUCUGUGAAGGAUUUCUUUGCAGCGAGCGCCAUGGUGUGGCUCUGAAAUUGUUGUACCUGUUGGAUCUGGAUUAUGUGACCAUGCUUCAGGACAUGUUAGCUUUAUGAAGAGCCAUCACAGACUGACUGAUCCUCCUUGGUGCUGCUGAUAGCAGAGCAGGGAGGAGUGGUGUGUAGUUUGGGAUCAGUGGUAGAUACAGACGCUCAGAUUGAGAUACGUUUUCAGCCCCAGUACUGUUUCUGUGUAGAACCAGCAGCUUUAUUUUGCUGUUGGACUGGUACAUAAAAUGUAAAUGUGUCAUUGUGUACAGUCUCUGGAGGGUUUCACUCUUCUCCUCAGUAAUUGAAUAAAGCAGAAGAGAAGCCACCGUCUGGCUCGGCUAGUUGACUUAUUGUUCCCGGUGAGGAAGCAACACCACAACUUUGCUUCCCGCCAUUUGGAAACCCGCCUCUGAUGACACAAGCCUGUUCAGGUUCUUAUUCCAGCCGCCCACCACCAUCUUCUACCACCAGCUUCUCUCUCUUUUUUUUCUCCUCUUUAAUUUUUUCCUCUUUGAGUGUUUGGCUGAGCCCAUACUGUUAACUUUCCCCCGCAUGUUGGAUGCUCCGGGUUAUUUUGCCCCCAGAACGCAGCUGAAAUCUGCUCCAGCCCAAACCAGAUGGCUGCGUUCACGGAGCGGUCCGUCACUCCUGUUCCCCACCAUAUGACGUUCGCAAGUCUGGGAGCCGUCUCAGCAAAGGGGCCUCCCUGUCCCUGCCAAAACUCGGGUUCUUCUUCUGGGUGGCUCCACUCCGGUGGCACGCCAAGUCCCUGAAGGAAACUGCUUUUAUAUUUAGCUGCUGAAAGUCUCAUCUCUGAGAGUGUUUUAGAGAUACAGAUUUGGAGGAGAGAACAUGGUGUCUGUGAGGAGAGGAGCUUUAAAAAUUGGCUGGAGCAGAGCAGGGCCUUGUUCUGGGUGCAAAUUUAUUCACUGUGAAAUUCAGCAGGACUUGUUAGAGGAGGACGUGUGACUGGACGGAGGCCUACAUCCACACACAGGGACAGAAGGGACGGAGACGAGGCUGUCCAGACUGUGAACAUGCACUUAUGCAAGUUUUAAAAACAGCCAGGACUACAUUUAGAGUGGGUUUCUCAUCAGGAGGGUUUCAAAACAGGGAAACAGGUGCAGAGGCUUUAAACAUACAGAUCUGAGAGUUAGUUUCCUCUUCUCACUGAAAUAAAAUCAGUCCAGACGAGACAAGAUGGAGGUCAGGAUGCUGCAGGAGCUGAUUCCAGGAAAAAAAGAGAGCAAAAUGAAACAAAGCAGGGCAUGGAUCCAGGAGAAAGGAAUCUCUUGGGGCCUCAUUUAUCAACCAUGCGUAGAAAAGGUUCUAAAUUCUGGCGUAGGAAUGAAAUUUAGAAGGUGCAUAAGUACAAAAAAAUCUGUAUUUAUCAAACAGGCGGACACCGGUCGUACGCACACCAGUAAGUAACAGGUGAUGAUAAAUCCCACCUGUUCUUUACUACCAUGCUCGUGCGUGGUUAGGGUAAUUUGCAUUCAGAUACGCCUCCAAUUGACCAUAUAUGGCAUCAACAAUCUCUUUUAAAAAUGCGUGAAUGAAUUCUUUUCCUCCUUCUGGAGGUUCACACUCACAGAGCUGUUCUGCAGAAUGAAUGAGUCGUGCGUUCCUCCAGACAGCGUUUAACAGAAACAAAUGUGCAUCGCAGAUUAUUUGUGCAUUGAUUGAAUUAAAUCUUUUCCUGUUUACAAAUCUGAAUUUAUUGUGUGAAGGUGCUUUCAUUGCGAUGUGGGUGCAAUCUAUGGCUCCAUUUAUGAUUUGAAAUCUGGCGAUGGCGUGAAAUCCUCGUUUUAUUCCAGCUUGCUGGUGAUGUGUGUUUGGGAACUGGAUGUAAAUUUAGGCCAGAGAAAUUUUUACAUCCAGCUCUGCCUGCAUGAUUCUGCUUAAUCUCAGGCUGAAAUGUUCCGGUUAGGGUGGACAGGAGCUGGAUGUGCACUGGGAUGGCUUUGGUGCGUUUUGUCUUGCUCCGACACAUAGUAAAUCACGGCCUAAAUCCAUUAAAAUGUUUCGGGGAAGCUGUACCUGCUGAGAAUGCUGCUGUUCUCACUGAACAGAUCAGCAUGGUCUUUGAAAACGCGCUCCCUGCGGAGCAUACAGUUCUCCAAGUCCUCCAGUAGAGCAAAAUAAACCAUGAUACAUGUAUUUGUACUUGAAAUACUUCUUUUGAGGUUGUCCUCUCACAGCAGAUUUUUAUAGCUUGUCUCACCAUUCAUUCAAAAUGUCUGCUAAAUUAUGAAUUGAUAAAUUUUGUAUAGAGGCAACAGAGAACGUGUGAAGUUUGAGAUUGCUGAAGCUGUGACUCCUUUAAUGGGUUCUAUUUGUAGUUUUACUGUCCUACCACUAGGUUUUGUGUGUAUGCAUGGUCAGAGUUGUGCUUUAAUUUACGCACGUUCCUAAGCACAAGUACAGGUUGAUAAAUUCCAGACUUUGCGUGGGAAUGUUUGUACGCACUCAUUACGCACACAUCUGUGUGUACGCAAGGUUGAUAAAUGAGGCCCCUGGUGUUUUGAAGGAGGAAUACUGCAGUUACAACUCUUCUUCUUCAGGUCCACCUAGUACAGGUCCCACAUCCUGACAGACAUCAGAUCAAAAUGACGGUAUAAUAAGAAGGGGAUAAAAAGAACAGAGGACAAGAUAUUAAGUUUGGGAAGAUGAAGAAACAGGAAGGUGGUGUGCUCUGCCCGCCUCAGGGUUUGAUAUUCCACUGCAGAUGGGAAGACAGAGAGCCGCAGCACCACAUCAGAGUCACAGUGUGAUGUGAGUUCUUAGAGUUCAACUGUGUAAAUCACAGUACAGCAGACCUGCUCCUCUGUCCUUAGUUCUCAUCAUGGACCAGGACCAAAGUAGAUCAGCAUCGGAGUUUUUGCCCGACUCUACAGGUCAGCAUGUUCACCAUGACCAGAGUGGUGUGUGAUUACAGGUGUCAGAGUUUGACUUUUGACUCCUCUGUAUCUACAGUACUGGCGACAGGUGUACCUGGUGACGGUGCUGGCGAUGAUCCUGGCGGUGUUCUUUGCUCAGAUUCACCCUCACUACCUCAGCAAACAGUGGAAGCAGCUGCGCUCACUCAUCUUCUGCUCUGUGGCAGGAUAUGGCCUUGUGCCUACUGUACACUGGAUCUGUCUGACUGGGGGGUUCUCCUCUGAGCUCGUACAGGUGAGCAAUACCAGCCUUUCCAUGGAAACUGUAACAUUGUUCUGAGCUGGCACAGAUGAGAGCUGACAGGUCUCCAUGGUAACUGUAAUAGCAGUAAUUCAGGGAUUGUUAUUUAGCUGACAUUGUAAUGGUGCAGUGAAUUCUUUCACACCUGAAUACAUUUGUCCUCUCAGACGUUUGUUCCUCGAGUUCUGGGCAUGUACCUCAUCGCCGUGUUGGCUCUGAUUUUCUACGUUUCUAAGGUUCCUGAACGCUACUUCCCAGGUGAGACUAACUCCAGAGUCCUCUCCUCUCUUCUUCUGUGUUAUUGUGUAUUAGUCAGGAUCUGUAGCUUCAUAUCAAACUCUGAAACACUCAUCAGACCAAGACAUCAGCUUUUUAAAUACCACCCUGCAGAAGACUAAAUGACAAUAAACUAGGAAAUCGGUUCACGUCCAUUUGGCGUCUCCUCUCAGAUGGAGGUUCUGGGUGUUUCUUAUUUAAACAUGAAUGUUGGAUUCAGGAGGAUUAUGUUUUAAAUGCAGGUAAACAGAUAAAAAAGAAGCUGAGAUAUUCUAUUUAGAGCUCCUUUAUGCUCCACUCUUCUUUCUGAUAUUGACCUUCAUCAUCAUCAUUUUAGAGCUCACUGUGGGGUUCAAGUCAUCCCAGUUUCAGAUGGACUCGUAAAAGUCUAAACAUACGUUUGAUUUGAAGGAGAUGCAAUCACAGUCAGGUGGUUUAACUGUCUGUGUUUUUCAUGUGAGUGAAAAUGUUUGUGAGUGUUUUUGAGGUAAAGCACCGAACUGUAGUGAACAGGGUUUGGUUGCAGACAGACCUAAGCCCUUACAGUCUGAGGUCUAACCCCAGCCCCCGUCUGGCUCCAGGUCAGCUGAACUAUCUGGGCUCCAGUCACCAGGUGUGGCACCUGCUGCUGAUCCUCAUGUUUUAUUGGUGGCACCAGUCUUCCUGUUUCAUCAUGGCCUACAGACACAGCCAGCCCUGUCCAGACAUCCCCCAGCGCGCAUGAGUGACGCCCUGAACACAAUGGGUCUGUGCUCUUGUAUGCUGAUCUGUGACCUCUUUUAUCGUCGCUUGGCCUCAAAUUCUUUAAACAGGAUUACAUUACCAGGACAAGUUAAACUUCAGAUAUUCAAGCUUUUAAAAGUGUCAGACAUUUGAUUUCACUUUGGACUAAGUAAAUAUGAUUCAGAGUUUCUCAGAUCAGUUCAAGUUCAUGUUCUUUCUCUGACUGUCUGACUCUGUUUUUGUCUGCAGGUCGGUGAGCAGUCGCAGAGUUUCACAGCAUGCACUGUUGUAAAGCUGGGCUCUCCACGAACUCUCCUUCAGUCCUUCCUGCUUGUAUCGUUUCAGUGAUUGUAGCAACAAACUUCCUCAUUUAAAAUCUGCAGCCUUGAAAAACCUGACACAGUAAUCUGAGUUAAGCUUCAGAGUAUCGGACACAUUGAGGCUGUGGAAUCAGAAACCCCUCCCUCCUCUGUAAGUGCCUCUGUAAAGACAUGGUGUGAAGCAAAACUUGCAGCAAAAAAGUGAAAUUUUUAAAGGCCCCUUUUUUAAAACUCAAAUUUACUUUGAUAAAUGUUCAUGAUCCCCUAAUAACUCUGUUAUGAAUGAACCUGAGGAGAAGGGUAAAAGGUAAGGCUCUGCCCAGGUAAAUUAAACUAACUGCAGGACUUACUGAAUGUCUGAUUUUGAAUGUUACAACGUGAUUUUUGUCUGUGAACAAGUACAGAGAGAAAAACGGUAAUUUCAGCUGCUUUUUUCAGCUGAUGUUUUAAACUUAACAAUUUAAAGACUCAGAGUUUCUGAGAAAACUCACCUGGACUUCAACAGUUUUUAAAUCAGCAAUUUUAGAGCAAAGUGGACCUCAAACCUUCAAACUCAGGAGGUACAAAUAGGUCUGAAUUUCUACUGAGGGUCUUCAGGUAUUGGUGCAGAGACUUUGAUGGUUAAAGUGAUUCAAAAUGACCAAAAUCUUGGUCUGUAUUUAUGAAAAACUCAGUUUCAUCUCUGUGGCUGAUUCUGCAGACAGACCCACAGACAAUCUCAGACUCACACUCACAGACUUACAGACAAUGGGGCGCUCACACCAAGCGCGAGUAAAAUCAUCUAGAUGUGUGAAUAAAUAGUAUUUACUCGCUUAAUUCAUGCAUCAACAGUAAUUUCAAACUUAAUCCCUGCCAAUUCUACUGGUGGGCGCAAGUAGUUUUUUACAACUUACCAGGUAAUCCGACCACCUCACUCUCUUGCCUCCAGGCAAGCUCCUUUUUAUUCCGGGUUCAGUAAAUGAAAGAAAAGGUAUCAUAUAAUUCAGGGCACUUAUACACUGACAUGAUCAGUUUGUCCUCCAUUUUAGAUACCAGUGAAUAACCGUAGGUUUUCAGACGUCACUUGGCAACCUUCGUGCUGAUCAGUUAUCGCGACGCAAAUAUCCGAAUAUCCACAAGUUGAGACAUUUUCAGCUCCCGCCCAAUUCGCGUCAUUCGUGCCGCCAGAGCAGUAGGAGCGUCUAGUUGCGUCUUUGCAUUGACUUAACAUGUAAUUCACAGACCCAAAGUUCCUUAGUUCCUUCUGCUGCUUAUAGUGCAGCAGCCAAGUACAAAUUUUAGCCAGAAUCGUUAAGUUGGUGAUUCAAGCAUGAAAAUUGUCAUGAACAUUCUCCAUGGGUCACUUAACUAGAAAAGUGUCCAAGCCAUUUGAUAUUUUACAAUGGCAGCCAUUUUUCAAGAUGGCCACCACUUAGUGGAACAAUUAGGUGAUGUACUUGUAGGUGAUAUAGCCAUGAAAAUUGGUAUGAACAGUCUUCAUGAGUCACAUAAUGAGAAAUUGCUCCAAGCUGCUUGAAAUUUCCCGAUGGCAGCCAUUUUAAAGAUGGCUGCUAUCGCAUUAGAGCAGUCAAGUGAUGUAAAAUUGGUGCUAUCAACAUGAAAAACAGUAAGACCAUUUUCCAUGAGUAAUUUGAUAAGAAAAUGCUUGACUGUGUUUUGUUCAACUCCUCGCCCUUGACCUGUCCAAUGUGGUAAAACCUGCUAGGAGUUGCCUCCCAAUGGCAUAGCUCUUAGGGUUCAUGAAAGUAUGCAAACUCUCUUACCACAACAAGGUAGCAGUCAAAAGGGAGUUUUUUUUUUUCUUAAAACAUUUUAAAAACUUUUUUUGUUUUUUGUACCUUUUUUGUAACUUUUGUUCUUUCUGACAAAGGUAAGGUAAAAAAGGGGAAGCAGUCCUGGCAAAAAGAAUACACACAUAGCUUCUAACCGGGGCAAUGACAUAGACAUGUGCAAGUGAGUCCAUAUUUGAAGCACUUGCAUUGUCCAGUACAUUCCUUGGUGCACCCACAUUUGGUCAACUCCCAACAACUUUCUGCUACAAAAAGGAAGAGGAGUCCAAAAGAUUCUACAUUUGUCAUCUUCUUUUAUCAAUACCCAGUCAUAUGGGCUUGGCAUUUCUGCACAUUUGGCAUGCUCUUUCAGUGCUGCUUGAGUUGGUGGGAUCAGGUCAUAUGGUCUCUCCUUUCUUGUAAAAAGAUCAAGCCUCGCCUUAUUGACAGUUGUGACAUCACUGGAUCUGUAAUACAUCACCACAACAAAUCUCUCCAACACUUGCAGGUCGCUCUUAUCAAUUGCAGAGGGGCAUUCACAGAGUUUUGCAAAAGUCUUUGAGACUAGACAACUAGACAAGACAACGAGAGACAACUAGAUUAUGAUGUUUUAACUCUAUUAUUAUGUGGUUUAUAUUUCAUUACAAUGUUUUUAAUCACAGUGUUAUUUUAUACCGUCAGGAUUCCACUUUAAGGUCCUUGUACACUGUACAAGGACAAUAAACAAAUUCUAUCCUAUGUCUAUUCUAUUCGAAAAAAUAAUAAUAAUGAAUUUUAUUUGUAUAGCGCUUUACAUCAAGUCAAUGAUCUCAAAGUGCUUAGCAGUAAAAAAAUACAAAACAUUAAAGAUAAAAAUAACAUUAACUAGAAUAGCACUCGGAGAGCGAAGACCUCCACCAAGCAGCUCAUGUCCCCCCCUUAUAUUGUGAUUCACACCAAAACUUUUACUGUUGCUUGUCUUUUAUUAACUUUUAUUUGUGUUUAAACUGGUAUGUUCACUGUUCAUAAUGUUCCUAAAACAACAAAGCUCAUAUAAGAUACAUAAAUUCAUGAUUUAUUAUGCCAUAUUUGUAAGCGUACACUUCCUUGUAUCUUCAUUGGUUAUCUUUCAGCAUUGAAAAUUCCAACGACACCCUUAUUUUUGUGUGUUCUGGAUCACAGUAUCCGGAAUUUUGUCUGGAUCAGGAUCAACCAUUGACACCUCAUAAAACUCAUUGAGAUCCUUUUGUGUAAUUUUUUACUUAAGACUCUGGCCAUUUUUAUAGAGUUAAAUGCAAAAAUUCCAAAAUUUGCCCCAUUUCACAAUGAUAAAGAAUCCUUGAAAAAAUUCCUGGAUCCAGAAGGCGAUUCGGAUCACCACCAGAAUGUAAUGGGAUCCUCCUGGGGCUGAGACGCACCUCUGGUGAAAAUUUCAGGUCAAUCCGUCUGUAACUUUCUCCGUAAAGUUGCUAACGGACAAACAGACAAACAAACAAACCAACGCUACCGAAAACAUAACCUCCUUGGCGGAGGUAACCACAGAGCUCCUAAAGGGACAUGGAGAAAAAGACACACACAAAAAAGAAAUAAAACUAGCGUGUAAACACGAAACAUUCACAUGCGCACCCUAAAGAGGUGCGGUGUUCUCUGGUGUGAGUGGAGAUACUGUAUCUCGGGAUGUAUUCCCGCUCCAAUUGUUCUCUGGUGGGAAUACACCCUGUGGUAUCCCAGCUCCAAGAGAAGAACAACACUCUUCUUUCGCAUGCACAAAACAUUUGUGUUUCCUUUUUUUUUCUCCAUAUCCCUUUAGAGGCACCUUAAUAAACAUAUGUUUGAAUAAAAAAAAAAAAAAAAAAUAAAUAUAUAUAUAUAUAUAUAUAUAUAUAUAUAUAUAUUAAAAAGAAUUCUUAAAAAUGGUCACCAUCUAGAAAUUUCAAGCAGUUUGGGGCAUUUUCUUAUUAAGUUACUCAUGGGGAACACAGACAUUGGUCUUACCAAUUUUCACGUUUAUAUCACCAACUUUACAACAUUAAACCGCUCAAAUGAAAUGGCAGCCAUCUUUAAAAUGGCUGCCAUUUUGAAAUUUCAAGCAACUUGGGGCAUUUUCUUGUUGAGUGACUCAUGAAGACGGUUCAUACCAAUUUUCAUGCCUAUAUCACCAGCUUAACAAGGACAUCGCCUAAUUGUUCCACCUAGGUGGUGGCCAUCUUGAAAAAUGGCCACCAUCUUGAAAUUUCAAAUGGCUGGGACACUUUUCUAGUAAAAUGACCCAUGGAGAAUGCUCACACCAAUUUUCAUGCUUGUAUCACCAACUGAACGAUUAUGUCACUUAUAUGUGCCACUAUUAUUUGAAAGUGUUUUUUUACCAUCCGUGUUCAAACAGAAAAAUUGCCUAUACCAAUCUUUUUUAGAAACUGCACACUGGUCUGAAUGAAAGAGGAAUCCACAGACAGUCUGAUGAUGUCUGGUAUGAACUCAAAGGCCUAUUACACGGAACUGAAACUGCAUAUAAAGAUUAAGUGACUCACAGUGAGUGAAACAUGACACUGAUGCUGAUGUCAGUUUGGAUUGAUGUUCGCUCACUUCCUGCCUCCUGCUUCAUUUGAAUCUGAAGAGCAUCACGAUCUUGGUUACUUUAAUCCCAGCCCUUCUGUUUAAAGAGCACCCCCAACAGGCGGAAAUCUAAGUUGUUGUUUUCUCCAGACCAAAGCACUGACAAAAAAAAAUGUGUCUGUAGUUUCUGUUAAAAUCUACAGUUUUUCUCCAAACGUAACAUGUUUGUAUCUUCUCUCCAGUCUAUAUUUAAAACUACUCACACACUCACAUACAUACACACACACUAGCAUUUCAGAGUUCAUUCAUCUGCAAGGUGAUGGUGCAAUGUCAAAGGUCCGCUGUUCAGUGUUUUAAUGGUUUUCUUCUCAAAUGCAUCAAAUUCAUGUUCUUUCUAAUGUUACUGUGUACUGUGCAUUAGUGAAAGCAUCACUGUAUCAGCAGCUCCUCUGUGGGUCAGUAUCUUCAGAUGCUCAUGUAGCAUAUGUUACACAUGUGUUAAACAUGUUACAAAUGUGUUUAACGUGUUUAACACUCUUGAAUGUGCUUAACGUGUUAAACAUGUUUAACGUAUUAAACUUGUUUUAAAGGGUUUGACGUGUUUAAAAGUGUUCAUUGUGUUUUGAACCUGUGUAAUGUGUUUGAACGUGUUUGUAUCUGGUUUGCACUGAUUUUGUUAUUUUUUCCUCCGUGAUAUUUAACAUCUCGGGGUUGGAAACAUGUUCUCUGGGGUUCGAGUUUCAAUCUCCUGGCUCUGUUUCUGUGUGUAAAUCCUUCCUCCUAAAACCUGUUCUGUGUUUUUAUGGUCCAGAUCAGCUUGCACUCUUUUUCUAGAAACUCUAAUUUUGUAUUUUUACUCUCCAUGUGUGAGGAAUCAAACUGCUGAUGACUUUAAAUAAAUGUCAGACAACUUUCCUUAUUCUUCUUGAUACAGCCUCCACCUGCAGCUGCAGGUUUCAGAUGGUCCCAGACGUUCAGAAGCAAAAGACAGAUUUUAAGAGGAGAAAGUUGUUUAACUGGAAUUUAACCUGCAGGUUCAUGUUUUUAAUCUCUGAAUAAAGAUCUGAAAUCAUCCUGAUGUGUUCUGAGGUUGAACUCUGAGUCAAAGAAUGAGUCAGUGAGUAUAUAAAAAAUGGCCACAGCCUAAGGUCUGUUUGUGUCUUAAUGUUUUAUUUCCUCCUGAUGUGAACAAAAGUGUCGAGUAAUUCAUAAAAAAGAAAGAUAACAGUUCUUACAGAGAAGCUCACUGCUAGAAAAAAGUAAACAGUUAGGAGCCGAAAUGUAAAGCCUUACCCCAAUCCCAGAUCCACAUUUUUAAGGAAGAGCCACAGCAGUUGCAUGAGGAAGACUGGGAGCUUUGCAUAGACAAAAAAGGUCCACAACAAACUGAGCCGCUCAGGUGACUCCUGAACCACGCCUCCAUCACCUGCUGUGAGGAGGUUUCAGAGGUACAGUGCGGCGAGGCAGGCCCGCGCAGGUAAGGCUUUCUGGUGCUAAAAGAAAAACUGAAGGCAGCUGAAGAGCAUCUGCAGUGAUGCGAGCAUAAGAAUUCAGGACUAAAGGCGUCUCAGCUGACAGAUAUGUGACCAGUCCAGUCCAAGAGGUCUGGCAGAAAAAAAGGUGAGCUUGCUGGUUCAUGAUUGGCUAAAGGUCCCACAGAGGCUCUUAGAGCGUCAGAGAGAUUCAAGAGGAGUCACUGUUUGGAGGGAAAGGGCGCCGCUCCAAAUGGGUCAAGCUCCACGGGCUGUGCGGGCGGAGUCUGCUGAGGACCACUGUGGACCACCAUUUCUGUGAAAGGCACCGCCCCGAAAUCAUCUAUCAGUUUGCUUUCUUCUAGAGUGGUGUGGAGAGGGCUGGUCCAGGACUUUCCAUUGGCAGUGCCCAUGUCACUCCGACUGUCACUGAGUCCAGUGUAGCGCCCACCGUCCUGAGGGUGGAAAGGUUUGGCUCCAAACGGGUCAAGCAGGGCGUCGUCCACAGGCAAAGACACUCCUUUGUCUUUUCCCUCUGCCAUAGGGAUGUCUACACUAAUGUUCUCCUUUGAGUCCGACGUGCUCAAGAACUCAUUGCUGCUCUGCGAGUCUCGGCGUCCAACCUUCUUGUGUCUGUGGACUCUUUCAGGGGUGCGGUAUGUUGGCUUGUUGGUCUUGCGUCCUCCGGUGGGGGUACCAUGGUGGCGUUUGCCAUUGCUGCCUCCAACGGCGGACUCCUGCUUGGUUUUCCUGUGGCGUGAGGAGAGUUUCUGGAGGCUGCGCUGCUUCAGCCUCUGCUGCUGAGGACUGGGCGAGUCUUCCACUGAUGGCCUGAAGAUGUCCUCCGCGCUCCGAGAGGUGGUGGAAGGUGGGUCAGUCGGGCCAGGCUGGAAGGGUGAGAAGCCAAAGAUGUCGAUGCUCUCAGGGGAAAUGGGUGGGGUCUGGCCCAUGGGGACGUCUAGCCCGCCACACCCGGACUUAGAGAGGUUCCUGGUGAAGGGUGCUUUAGUGAACACAUCAAAGUCGUCCAUGGCCGACUGCUCCUGGCUUGCCUGCCUGAAAGGUGCUUUGGUAAAGAUGUCGGAGUAUUGUAGAAGAGUGGCAGGUAAAGCUUCGCCCACGAAGGGAACAGCCCCAAACAUGUCCACGGCAUCUGGAGGAGGAGUUUUGCCCCUGCUGGGUGACUGAGGCGGCAUGAUCAGGGUCAUCCCUGAGUUGUUCCGAGGACUCCUCCUUAAGGCUGCUUUAACCACCGCCUUCUUGGAGUGACCUUUGACCCUGUUGUGCUCGUACUCUGAGUCUGAGCUGUGCUUGUUAUCAUCCUCACCCUCCUCCUCAGAGUCCAUCAAAAGGGGGCGCUGUCCUGAGAUCUCUGGCUCGGUGUCCUCGCCAUGCUCACUGUUCAGGCCCUCCUCCUCCUCCUGAUCCUCGUCCUCACUGCUUUUGGGAGAUGGGGGGUCGGACUCAAAAUCACUGUCAGACUCCUCCCCUGCUCGGCCACUCUUUUUUCCCACUUUGUGCUCUUUAGCAGCGCCUGGCAGUUGUGGAGACCCUGCGGGGGCAGAGACUGGAGCAGAAGCACUGGAGUCUUCACUGGUGGGCUCGCUCUUCAUCACGUCAGGAUCUGCAGAGAAAAAAACACACAAUAAAAACCAGACUGCAAGAGUUACUGAUGUUUUCUUUAAUGUGCAUCUACAGUUUGACCUCUGACCCCUGUGGUUGACCUUGGUCUGAAGUUUGGCAAGAGAAGAUGAGCAACAGAGGGAGUGGUUUUUAUCUUCUCUUUUACUCAGACGUCAGUCAGAUCAGGAUUAAGCUUGAAAGUCUGUGUCAGAGCGAAGCAAAGGAGGAGGAGUGAGGGAGCGUUCUGAGGCCAUGUACACACAUAGCCGGGUUUUUUUAUAAAUGAAUAUCCACCCCCCUCCAUUUUAGAACAAGUGACGUACACACAUCAUUGUUUUCAAAUAAAAUCCCAUCCACACAAAACCACAUAAAUGUGCUAUUGACCGCAGUUAUAAGCAUGGCAGACCUGGAGUUGGUAGUAUUUGCCAAAAAGUUUCUAUCCAAUCAGAGCAAGCUUCCCUUUCUUGUCAUCACUAUUCCAAACAUGAAACAUAGCACCGUGUAGUUCAUUCGUGUGGACUGACAAAGAGGUGGAAUAGCUUUUAAGCAUCGUUUUGGAAUAGAAAGUCAACAAGACACAACAAAAAGUGGAGGAAGGGUUAUUUGGUGUAGAAUAACCAACUGCAAAGUGUUCCUUCUCCUUUGCUCCUAACAAAAAUAUAUAUUCUGUAUAUAUCUGCUGUCCACUGCCUGAUAUAAACAAAGGCGCAUAGUAUAUGACGAUUAUCUACUAGUUGUUGCAGACACUGACGUUUGGGAAUUUAAAACUGGUUAUUUAUGUCCACACACAAAUGCAAAACCUGAGUUUUCGAAAAUUUUCACUUUGGCCGGAGUUUUCCAAAAGCAGCGUUAUUAAUGACAUAACCCUGCGGUUUCCUGUGAAUGGCAGGUCAAAACGUAUACAACGCCUGAGAGGCCUGAGAGUCAAUAUGCUUCUCAAACUCAUCCACUCUUAGCACACUUAAUUGAAAGUCAACCAAAAAUAAGCAUAAAUAAAAUUAAAUACAACUCAUAACAGAAAACACAUAACUGCCAAAACAUUAGUCACACUCUACAACAACCUCUUUCUGCAGUAAAGCUCUUCUAGAUCAGGGGUCGGCAACCUUUAACACCGAAAGAGCCAUUUGAUCCGGUUUCCACGGAAAAGAAAACACUGGGAGCCGCAAAUACUUUUUGACAUCUAAAAUGAAUUUAUUUAUGAACGCAUUUAUUAAACGAACAUGAACACAUUUUGAACAUUUUGAAUUCUUGAAAAAAUAAUACAGUGUCUGAAUGUCUCUUUCAAAUAAAUUAAAAAGCUGAACUUAAAUUAUCCAUGUAGCAAACAAAACCAAAAAAAUGCCGUGAGCCGUCAUCCUUAUAUCGCCUUUGGGCUUUCAGAGCAUGUAGCGGAGCCUUGACCUGAAUUUAAAACAUAAAUUGGGGAAAAAAGCACUGUGUCACUAAACAAUGAGAAAUAAAUAUUUGCAAACUAUCUGCAUAAAUAUUUAUUUAACCUGGUUAAUGGGACUUCUGCUCCUGAACCUCUGCGCACAGCUUCUGCAAAUCGGGGCUGUACGAAGUCACUCUCAUCUUUACACAAGACUGUAAGCUGUCAUCUGUGAGGCGUGAGCGGUGUUUGUUUUUAAUGUAGUUCAUGGUGGAGAAUAGCUGCUCACAUACAUAUGUGGAUCCGAAGAUCGACAGGACUCCAAAGGCAUAUGUCUUCAUGUUCAUGUAGGUGUCGGGGAUGGCAUUCCAUGUUUCAAACACGAGUUUGUCCGGUCUUGGAAGGUUCUCAAUAUCACUCCAUUUGUGAUUCUGAGCAAGAGUGGCCUUCUGGCGGGCAACAUCUUCAAGGUCCUCUGUCAAGCGUUUGAAUUUGGCCACCCACAUGUCUUUGUCGGCUAUGUCAGCCAGCUCCAGCUCCAGAUCAGGUUGACUUACACCUGCAAAUGCAGUCACAUUUAGCAGGGAUGGAUCGAUGUUCAGGGGAGUGACGGGGAAGGACAAUGUGGUUUUUUCCUCUCUGAACUCACGGAAUCGUUUCCCAAACGAUGCUUGCAUUGUGGUGAUUGCAGAAUGCAAAUACUCUGAAUUGAUCACCUUGUGAGCUUGUUUGAACUCCCUUAAAGAGGGGAAGUGAGACAGUGUGCCUCUCUGUAAAUCUCUGGCUAAAACUGUCAGUUUGCGCUCAAACGCUAACACCUCCUCCAGCAUGUGUAGCGCUGUGCCUCCUCUCCCCUGAAGAGUUGUGUUCAGCCUGCUCAGGUUCGCUGUCAUGUCCACCAUGAAGUGCAGCUUUUCCAGCCACUCUGGCUGUUCCAGCUCAGGAAAGGUGAGCCCUUUGCUGCUCAUGAAAGUUUUCACCUCUCCCAGACAUGCAGCAAAACGUUUCAGCACCUCUCCUCUGGACAGCCACCGGACUCUGUUGUGCAGCAGGAGAUCAGAGUAUGUGCUGUCCACCUCAUCCAGUAACGAACGGAACUGGCGGUGAUUUAAACCUUUUGCCAUUAUUUUAUUUACAAUCUGAAUGACAAGAUUCAUGACCUCUGUGCAUUCUGAAGGAAAAGUUUGCGCGCACAAUGCCUCUUGGUGCAGGAUGCAGUGAAAAGUGAGCAGCUUUCUGUCCAGUGACUUCUGCAGCAAAGCCACAAAGCCCCUGUGCUCUCCAGUCAUACUCGGUGCCCCAUCAGUAGCCACUGACACUAGGUGGGUUGUUUUUAUUUCUUUGGCUCGUAAACAAUCAAGCACGGCCUCACAGAUGUCCUCCCCCCGUGUCUGGCCUUUUAGUGGUAUCAGCUCAACCAUUUCUUCCUGUGGUCCAGCAGAGUUCACAUAUCGGCAGAACAGCGCUAUUUGUUCAAUGUCACUUUUGUCUUUGGACUCAUCACAGGCGAUUGAGUACGCUGCAGCUGAAUUGAUGUCUUUAAUUUGCUGUAUUGUGAUAUUUUCUGCCAUUUUUAUGGUUCUGUCUUUAACAGUCUUCGCAGAGAGAGGCAUCUCUCUGAUUUUCUGCACAAUUUCAUCCUUGUUUUUAAAGUCCGCGAAUAGGUGUUCUGAAAUCUUAAGGAAUGAUUGUUUCAUAUAAUCUCCAUCUGUGAACGGUUUCCCAUACCUGACUAUUUCCUGAGCGGCCACAAAACUUGCAUAUGUAGUUGAAUUUGCAGACUUCACCCACUUCUUGAAGUGAUUUUUCGUCAGAUCAGCCUUCCGCAUCAGUCCCGAAACAGCUUUUUUUCUCUCUUCUCCCUCUGGAUAUUUUUCAGCAAAGGCUCUGUGUGUAUUGUUGAAAUGUCUUGCGACAUUUGACCGUUUAUUGUUAGACAGCUUUUCUCCACAAAUUAGGCAUACUGGUAGGCCACUCUCAUCAGAGGUAAAUGCAAAUGAAUCUGCCCAGGCAUCAAUGAAUGUUCUAUUUUCUUCAGAUAUUUUUCUUUUCUUAAAUUUCUCCAUACUUGGCCUUGCUGGGGUUGAAAGUCGCGACAAAUGGACGGCAUACCGGCUUUCGCAAGUAUGACGUUUAUUUUGAGCGACGAAAAACAAUAAAAUAUAUUUAUUCUAAUAUGUCAAGAUCACAAUAAUCUUCCAAUCUAGAACUAAAAUAUUCAAGAACUAAUACAAAUAAAAUACACUUCAAAUAGAUACUUUGUUUGUUUUUUUUAGUAAUUUAUUUUCCCAAGCCACUCAGAGCCGCAGUAUAAGGAUGAAAGAGCCGCAUGCGGCUCCGGAGCCGCGGGUUGCCGACCCCUGUUCUAGAUGUUUCUUCAAACCUGCUGUACUGGAAACUAAAACUGUUGUGGAAGUCUGUUCCAGCAUGUGAUUGCCUUAAACAUCACAGUUUUAGGUUUGGGCAUGCUGAAAUCACCUCUCACAGCCUGUCUACUGCCAUAGUUAGACUAUCACUAAUGAGCAACAGUUGAGAGAAGAGAUCGCUAGAUUUCUAGAGAUAUAGAUGUUUGUCAAAAAUAUAAUAAUGCUACAAGCUAGUCUCUCACUGACUCUCAUCCAUGACAACUGUUUUGUGCAUUUUUUCAUUGUUGUUUCUAAUGCAAAGCUAAUCUCUCAGUAUUAUUUUGUUAAACUGGAUUUUAUUUAGUUCUUGUUUAGAUGCAUUAGACCAGAUAACUGGGCAAUAGUCAAGAUAUGACAAGACAAGGAUUGCAUAACUUGCUUUUUGGUUGUGCUGGUUAGAAAAUAAGGAAAUAAGGAGUAAUGCCACUGUCCAAUGUUUUUACACUUGAAAAAAGUCUGUUAAACAGGACACAUUGCUGUCUAUUGAAUAGCUAGCUUUUCAUCCAGUUCAUCGCUGGGAGUUUGAAACCAUAAGCAGCUAGUUUUGUGAUUGUGCAUGGUCGAUAAUAUCAAACACAACACUAAAAUCCAACAACACUCUUCCAACUAAUAAUUUUAUGUCAAUUUCUUUCAGCCAGUCAUCUGUCAACUGUGUAAGAGUUGUGCAUGUUGAGUAUCCAGUUUUAUAGGCAUGUUGAAAGUCUGAAUUAAUUUUAUUAAUCAAGACAUCAUUUUGAAUUUGCAUCAAUACAAUUUUUUUUACAUUAAUUUUCCUAAUACAGGUGAAAUACUAAUUGGCCCGCUGUUAGAUCCUGUGAGUUCUUCUUUCCUGUUUUUUGGUAGAGGAAUGAUCUUAGCAACUUUCCACACUUUCCAUCUUCUCUUUUACUGUGACUGUUAAAGAAUAAGUCUUUAUUCCUCUUUUACCGUGACUAUUUAGGUUUAAGUCUAAAGUUAAUUUAAGUUAAUUUCCCUUUUACUGGGACUCUGAUUUUAACCCUCAGUUUGAGCUGGUCUUUGUCUCUAGAGUAAAUCCUUAAUGAGCCUCAUUAUCAGGUGGAGCAUCUCCAGCUCUGCUCUGAAUAAUCUAGUCCCUUCACUUUGAUCCAGCUUUAUUGUUCCAAUUAGUGAAGCCCUACGUUAUGAAGUCCAGGCCCCUGCUGUGAACACCAAUACUUAAACCUCCACCACUUCAACACCCGUCAACCUGGCAGGAAGUGCUUCAGUAUCUGCCUAACAGGCAGCAACUCAGACAUGAGAGUUUAAAUGUUCUGGAUGAUUUUAAGAGUUUUCAUCUCACAGACCUCUGGACCUCUGAUUAGGAUCAGAGAGAUGCCAAAUCAGACAGCAGACUAACUGUGGCCCUUGACGGUUUACAGGUAUCAAAGAAAGUGAUGAGGACUGUGGCUGUUCUGAGGUCAGAUACAGUCCUGCUCACCAUUAUUGGCACCCAUGAAGUUUAAGUACAUCAUGUGGAAUAUCUUCUGAAAAAACAUGAAACAAGUGAAACAUUUUUUUAUAGAGAACUUGUGUUUGAUACAAAAGACUAAAUGAUAAACAACAAUUUAAAACAAUAAACAAUGGGAGGAAAAAAAUAGAAAAACUUAAAGCAUGCUGUGUCACUGCUAUUGGCACCCUUUCCUAUAAAUUAGUAUUGGAACACAGUGUGACUCACCUUUGGUCAAACACAAAUGAGAAUCACCUGUGAUAAAUUGUCUGUGCCCAUGUGACAUGAAUUAACUGAUGAAUGAUGACUUCCAUGUUUUAAAAAGCCACCUGUUAUCCCCUGUUCCUUUGUCACAAUGGUGAAGACAAAGGAGCUGUCUGAGGACAUCAGAAGUGCGAUAAUUUGCAAACACAAGAUCUCCAAAGGGUAUAAGGCCAUCUUCAAAGACCUUGGUAUCCCUGUUUCAACAGUGUGUAAUGUGAUUAGGAAGUAUCACAAGCAUGGAACUGUCAAGAACCUCCCUGGAUCUGUCAGGAAGAGAAAUAUUGAUGACAGAAGUCUUCCAAGUUUGGUGGGAAUGGUGGAAAAAACACCAGGUCAGACAUCCAAAGACCUGAAGGCCAACCUGGAACAGUCUGGGGUCAUGGUUUCAACAAGUACCAUACGCCGCACAGUAAACCAAACAGGGCUUCAUGGACGAAGGCCAAGGAAGACACCAUUCCUAAGGCAAAGACAUAAAAAGAACGACUAAUCUUUGCCAAGGAGUACCAGGACAAACCACAAUCCUUCUGGAAAAAUGUUCUGUGGACAGAUGAAACAAAAAUGGAGCUUUUUGGCAAUGCACACCAAUAGUUUGUUUACAGACAGCGCAAUGAAGCCUACAUGGAAAAGAACACCCUUCCAACAGUUAAGCAUGGUGGAGGAUCCAUGAUACUGUGGGGCUGCUUUGCUGCAUUUGGUACUGGAGGCCUUGAUCGUAUCACAGGAAUCAUGAAAUCAGAGAAUUAUCAAGACAUUCUAAAGCGACAUGUCCUACCCAGUGUUAGAAAACUUGGUUUGAGUAGAAGAUCAUGGGUCCUCCAGCAAAACAAAGACCCAAAGCACAUAUCCAAAAGCAUGCAGGAAUGGUUGAAAAGGAAAAAAUUGACUUAUUUAAAAUGGCAAGCAAUGAGUCCUGAUCUCAAUCCCAUUCAAAAUCUUUGGUAUGAGCUGAAAUCUGCCAUUGGGGAAAAGAAACCUGAAAACAUUCAAGAGUGGGAGAAAAUACCAGCUGAGAAGCUUAUAAAUGGCUACAAGAAACGUUUGGAAGCUGUCAUCACUGCCAAAGGCUGUGCAACCAAAUAUUAAAGAGGGGUGCCAUUAUUGCUGCACAUACUGUGUUUUCUGUUUCUUCUUUAAAAUUACAACGUGUUAGUUGAAAAAAAAAAACAAUUUCAUUGGUUAAAUUACUUUGGGCGGGCUGCACGGUGGUGUAGUGGUGAGAACUGUCGCCUCACAGCAAGAAGGUCCUGGGUUUCGAAUCUGGGACAAGGCAUUUCUGUGUGGAGUUUGCAUGUUCUCCCGAUCAGAAAAACACGUCCCAUGAAUCAGCAGUCUCUUUUUUUAUGAACUUAAGAAAGCUUGGAAUGCAAUCCCUGGAACAUACCUUAAAAACUUGUGGAACGAAUGCCUGGUAUAUGCCAAGCUGUUGUUAAAGCCAGAGGAGGUUACUUAAAGAAAGCAAAGUCUAAGCAACAAUAACUCAAAUACCUAAUAAUUAUAGUCAAAAUGUCCUCUGAUAAGUUACUCUUUACACAAUAGUCAUGUUUAAUGUGUUGCAAAUUAUACAUAUGAAACUAUGAUCUUUUUUGUGCAAAUCUGAUCUUGCUUCCAAACUUUUGGCCUGUAGUGUGUGUGUGUGUAUAUAUAUAUAUAUAUAUAUAUAUAUACGUAUAUGUGUGUGUGUGUGUGUGUGUGUGUGUUCAGGUUCAGGUUUUAUUUUCUGUUUCUCAAUAUCUUGAAAUUCAACAUUAAUCUGAAAUUUCAGCUAAAUGUGAUUUAAAUAAAGUUUUAUUAGCUCAAAUAUUCCCUCAGAUUAUAGUUUCACAGCAACCUGUCUCUACUGUUAGAUGAUCCAUGUAUUCCUGUUAGUUAUUUUUUAGACAUGAACAGACUUGGACCGAAAAAUAAUCACACUGAUAUCUUUACCGGGAUGAUUUAUGGCUAUAAAAGCAAAAAGCUGCUCAGUGAAGUUCAUUAGAAGGAGAGAGUUUGACUGUGAGGACAGAGAGAGACUUUCUUUUUUUUUUUCUGAAGGAAAACUCCUGCCGUGAAAAAACAUGAUUAGAAAGAUCACAUCCAAGAUGGCUGCCACAUAGAUGCACCAUGUGUGUGGCUCUAACAAACAAAUGACAAUCCAUCUAAAAUCUUGAAAAUGGCUUGACAUCCAAAAGAUCUAGUGAAGUUUACAACUUGCUGUAGUCAAGGAGAAGGACAAGACUAUCAAAGAAACUUGAAAGAAGAGUGGACGAUUUGGAGCAGUACUCCAGGAUUGAUGACCUGGUGAUAGCUGGGCUUGAGACAACACACCGCAGCUAUGCAAGGGCUACAGCCGGGGACAAGACGGGCGAGGAUGCACCAGAACAAGAACAGGAGUCACUUGAACAGCAAGUUAUCCAGUUUUUCAAGAGCAAAGACAUCCCUUUGGAAAGCAGUAACAUAGCUGCUUGUCACACCCUACCCCAAAGGCAAAACAACAGCAGAAAUGGGCCACAAAGAAAGAGCACCAGGCCAAACACCCUCAUUCGAUUUAUGAGCAGAAAGCAUAAAGUUGAGGUGCUGAAGAAUGCAAAGAAACUGAAGGAUACUGGAGUAUAUGUAAAUGAGCAUCUCACAAAGAGAAAUGGUGAAAUUGCAAGACAAGCAAGAAUCCUGAGAAAGGUAAAGCUGAUCCAAGACACAUGGACAAGGAACUGUAAGGUGAUGAUUCGGCUGAAUGAUGAUGGUAUACCUGAAAACGCCAAAGUAUUAACCAUCAGAGACAUAAAAGAACUUGAAAAAUACAAAUGAAAAUAACAAGUGCUAUGGUUAAGGUGUGGACUUGGGAAUGUCAUGUUUUGUUUUAUUUAUUUUUUUCUCAGUGUUUCGGGUAGUAAUGAAAUGUGAUAAAUCUGACACUGGACAAUGAUAAAUCUGACACUGGACAAUGUGUGAAUACACAAAUUUAAAGUAUUUUGACUCUCAAGACAACAAACACUAUGAUUUAGAAAAUGACAUUGAUCCAGAGAUCCACUUUUACCAGAAUAUUGAUUUGAAUUGUGAAUAGUAUUCUGAAGAUAAGUUUAAAUCAAAAGUGAAAAUGGAGGGGCUUUUAGUGAAUCAUUUCAAUAGUAGGAGUCUCUACAGAAACUUUUCAAAAAUUAAAAAGUAUCUUCAACAGUUUAAAAAUAAGUUUUGUUUAAUAGCAAUUUCUGAAACUUGGUUGAGAAGUGACAAAGAAUUUCAAGGUGGAAUAGAGGGUUAUGAGAUGAUUUAGAAAAACAGGGUCAACAAAAAAUGUGGGGGUGUUGCCUUGUUUGUGAAGUCUGACUUUAAGUGUAAGGUUAUUGAAAAUAUGACAAUGGUGAUUGAUGAUUUGAUGGAAUGUUUAACAAUUGAAAUCAACAUUGAAAGAACCAAAAAUAUAUUAAUUAGUUGCAUUUAUAGAACACCAGGGACUUGUUUAGAUCAAUUUAAUAAGAAGAUUUCUGAAUUAUAUGAAAUACAUAAGGAAAAAGUGUUUUUUGUUUGUGGUGACUUUAAUAUUGAUUAAAUAAAAUCAAAUGAUCAUAUUAAAACGAAAUAAUUUGUUGAUAUAAUGUUUAGUUUGAGUUUCUACCCCUUAAUUUUAAAGCCCAGUAGAAUAACAAAGGACAGUGCAACACUGAUUGAUAAUAUCUUUACAAAUAUAAUGGAUAAAAAGUUAGUAGGUGGACUAUUAGUGACUGAUGUAAGUGAUCAUUUACCAGUAUUUGCUGUGUUAGAAAUGAAGAAUAAGUUAAAAUUAAGAGAAAAUUGUCAUACAUACAAUCUGGUCAGACAAAAAUCACCAGAGGCAAUAUUGGCACUUAAGGCAGACCUUUGGAGUCAUGAUUGGCAGGAGGUUUAUGUAGAGGAUACCAAUGAGGCAUAUAAUGCGUUUCUGGGUACAUUUUUGUCAUUUUAUGACAAACAUUGUCCUUUGAAGGAGUACAGACAGAAUCCUAAAAAGAGUGUGAAACCAUGGCUAACCAAGGGUUUGGAAAAAGCUUGCAGUAAGAAAAAUAGGCUUUACAGGGAAUUUAUCAAGUAUAGAACAAAAGAUACGGAGGACAAGUACAAAAAAUAUAAAAAUAGAUUGACAUGUAUGAUGAGAUCACAAAAAAUAGACUAUUAUAAUCAGAUGUUACAGAUGCAUAAAAAUAACAUUAAAGCUACUUGGGGUGUGCUUGAUGAUAUGAUUAAAAAAUCCAGUAAAAAGGAUUUUCCAACAUACUGACAAUUCAGCUAUUAAAAAUAUAGAGGAAAUUGCUAAUGAGUUUGAUUAUUUUGUUAAUGUAGGCCCUAACUUGGCAAAGGAAAUUAAUCACCAUACGGAGGAGGAAAACAAUUCUGAUUCAGCAAUAAACAGCAACUCUAUGUUCCUCGGUGGAGUUUGUGAGAGUGAUGUGCAAGAAGUGGUAAGAAAGUUUAAGAAUAAGAAAUCAACAGAUAGCAAUACCAUUGACAUGCCAACUAUAGUCUUUGACUCUGUCCUCAAACCAUUCACUUAUAUAUGUAAUAAAUAAUUUUUAUCUGGUAUUUUUCCUGAUGGAAUGAAAAAAGCCAAGGUGAUACCAAUCUUUAAGAGUGGUGACAGACAUAUUAUAUCAAACUAUAAACCUAUAUCAUUGCUCCCUCAAUUUUCCAAAAUACUCGAAAAAUUAUUUGUUAAUAGACUUGAUGGCUUCAUUUAAAAAUAUGGCUUAUUGAGUGACCAUCAGUUUGGAUUUAGGAGCAACAGAUCAACAUCUUUAGCAGUGAUGGAUUUUGUGGAAAAUAUAGCAACGGCAGUUAAUGAUAAACAAACCUCAAUAGGUGUAUUUAUUGACUUACGCAAAGCGUUUGAUACGAUUGAUCAUUCACUGCUUUUACAAAAAUUGGAACAGUAUGGAAUAAGAGGUGUUACUAAUCAAUGGUUGAGAAGCUAUUUAGAUAAUCGGUUUCAAUAUGUAAACAUAAAUAAUACAGAAUCCCAUCUUAGAAGAGUGACUUGUGGUGUUCCGCAGGGUUCUGUAAUAGGACCCAAGUUAUUUAUUCUUUAUUUAAAUGACAUUUGUACAGUAUCUCAUAUUUUUAAAUUCGUUACAUUUGCUGACGAUACUAAUUUACUUUGCUCAGGGGACGACAUACAAGAAUCAAUGAUAACAGUUGAAAGGGAACUGAUCAAGUUAAAACAAUGGUUUGAUAGAAAUAAGUUGUCACUCAAUGAAAAGAAAACCAAAUUCAUGGUAUUUGGUAGUGUUCCUUCUGACUGUGAAAUUAAACUGAAUAUAAAUGGAACAGAAAUAGAAAGAGUAUAUGAAACAAAGUUCUUGGGUAUAAUUAUGGAUCAUAAACUCUGUUGGAAACCAUAUAUUCAAUAUAUUAAAGGUAAAUUAGCCAAAUCUGUGGGUAUUUUGUAUAGAACAAGUAAGCUGUUGAAUAGGAAAUGUUUGCAUAUUUUGUAUUUUUCACUUGUAGCGCCAUAUUUGUCAAACUGUGUUGAGGUAUGGGGGAAUGUAUAUAAAACAAAUAUAGACCCAAUCAUUAAAUUACAGAAAAAAGCUAUUAGAAUAAUAAAUAAAGCCAGUUACCUUGAAUCAACCAAUCCAUUGUUCAUUAAGUCUAAUACAUUAAAAUUUGUAGACAUGGUGUACACCAAAACUUUGGAAAUCAUUUUUUGGGCUAAGAGUAAAAGCCUUCCAGGUUGUACGUCUUUUUAAAACAAGACAAGGACAGUACAAUUUAAGAGGGGUUUAUAUUUUUAAAACAGAUAAAAAAGCAAGAACAAAUGUAAAAGCUAGAUGUGUUUCAGUUUGGGGAGUUAAGCAAUAACCUUAACGAAGGGUUAAAAUUGUGUAACACAUAGGUAAUAUUUAAAAAAACAUUAAAAAGCAAAAUAAUUGAGGAGUACAGCUUUGAGUAAAACAUUUUCUUUCAUUCUUUGUGUUUUGUUUUGUUUUUCUUUUCGUAGUGCAACAUAUUUUAAUGUUUUCUUUUUGAUAUUAAAGUGUUUUUCUUUUUUUAAUCUUAUUUCAACAUUAUCAAGUGUUUUAAAUAUUAAAAUGAUGUUUUAAGGAUUGUAAAGGAUAGGCAACUAUAAGCAUUGUGCUUCCGCCUAAUCCUUUUUUUGGUCAAGUUUAUAAUUCUGUUUGUUUCUCAUUUGUUGUUAUUGUGACCAAAAUAAAACCAUUCAUUCACGUGCCGAGCCAGAGAGGACGAGACUGAACAGGAACAAGAAAUGAUGCUUGUUUGCUAUUAUGGGGCUUGUGGACUACUUGUUGACUGCUCUGCCCCCCUAAAUCAUUCUGAUUUAUUCCUAAGUCACUGGAGAACUGAAAAAAAAAAAUAGUUUGAUUUGUUGUCCAGAUGAAAUUUUAGACUUUUAUAGCCUUCUUUUUAAAAAAUAUUUGUAGGCGGAAAUAGCAUAUUUAUUUUUCUCUUGUGUAUCUUUUCUCAGCAGAGCAAUUGGGUAAUAUUUGCAUCAUUUUAGACACUGGAUUUGAAAUCUGACAAGUCUUACCUUUCAGCAGAUACCAGUGUAGAUCUCUCCCUCCACUAAGUCCAGCUUGAGUCCUACCACAGAGCCAGCCUUUUUCACCAGUUUGUUAAGACGUUUUGCAUCUUUGUGUUUGAUGCUUCCUCCCCAGCAGACUGUAACGUAGAACAGAACACUUGCCACCACAGACUGAUAAAACAUCUGCAGCAUCUUACUACAGAUGUCUAUUGAUCGGAGUCUUCUCAGGCAAAAGAGGCGGCUCUGCCCCUGUCUGUAGAUGAAGUCUACAUUCUUAGACCAGUCCAACUUAUUAACCAGAUGUACACCUAGGUAUUUAUAUGAUGUCACCACUUCGAUGUCCACUCCACAGGUGUUCACUGGCUGAAGAGGGGGUUUGGAUCUACGGAAGUCUAUGACCAUCUCCUUUGUCUUUGAGGUGUUGAGGAGGGGGCAGAUUUUGUGACUCCAGUCACUGAAGGCUCCUAUUAAAUCUCUGUAUUCAGCUUCUUGUCCAUUUCUGAUACAUGCCACAAUAGCUGUGCCAUCUGAGUAUUUCUGGAUGUGGCAGGACUCAGUGUUGUAUUUGAAGUCUGACGUAUACAGUGUGAACAGGAAUGGCGCCAGCACUGUCCCUUGUGGAGCCCCUGUACUGCUCCUUGAUGUCCCAGAAACACAGUUCCCCAGCCUGACAAACUGUGGCCUUUCUGUCAGGUAAUCUGCGAUCCAGGAAACACAAGAAGGAUCCACUCCGUUCUCUGUGAGCUUGUCUUUCAGUAUGGUGGGUUGGAUGGUGUUGAAUGCACUUGAAAAGUCGAAGAACAUGAUCCUCAAAUAAACCUCAGGUUCCUCUAGAUGAGACAGAGCACGGUGAAGCAUGUAGAGGACAGCAUAAUCCACUCCAAUGUGUUCUUUGUAUGCAAACUGCAGGGAGUCCAGUUUGUCUUUGACCUCAGACUUCAUAAGGCGUAGAAUCAGCCGCUCCAGGGUUUUCAUGAUGUGUGGAGUGAGGGCCUUUUUCACCAGUUUAUUAAGAUGUUUUGCAUCUUUUUAUUUUUCUCUUGUGUAUCUUUUCUCAGCAGAGCAAUUGGGUAAUAUUUGCAUCAUUUUAGACACUGGAUUUGAAAUCUGACAAGUCUUACCUUUCAGCAGAUACCAAAUUUAUGCCUGUAGCCCUUAUAGUUUUGGAAGUACACACAUUUUUAUGUUCACAUGCACAACAAGAUUUUCUGGCUUCUGCCAAUUCCAAGCUGUUACUCUGAUCUCUCAAUCACUCAGGUAAGAAAGAUUUUCUGUUUCCCAUGUGAAUUAUUCAACCUACAUUAAUCAAGCACAUCUGGUGAUAAAAUGAAAUAUUUGGGGGGUGUUAUGUUGUGAUAUGACUAUUAUUGGUGAAGUGAUGCCACUGGGGGUGUGACUGCUGCUACAGCGCUAGCUAGGUUUGCUGAGACAAAUGAUGGGAAGGGAGAUUGAUAUUGUUUCAUUAGAGGAGGAGAUAGAACUGAAUUUGGUGAACUGAAACCACAAAAACAAUGAACCUGCUGUUACAAUGAUGUACUGCAAAUAUUAUGGGAGAAAGCCUAUAAAUGUAAUGCUGAUCAGGAUGAUAGUUGUGUUAGCAAAUGCUAGUCAGCAAGCUAGAAUGUAUAGAACUUUGUAGGCUUAUUCACAUUUUUAAAGGGGCAAGCUGCAUAUUGCACAUUCAAAUUAGCAGAUUAUUCUCACAACCAUUUUAAAAUACAUUUUAUCUCAGUGUUUCAGAAACUUGAUGGAUGGCCUAGGAAAAACAUGGCUACUGAAUCCAGUGAAGGUGACGAACACAAAAAGGUAAAAAAUGUGCUAUCCAUUGCACUACUAGGAGGUGGCGAUAUAAACCCUUUCUUCCAUCAAUCAUCAUGGGAAACAUCAACUCUAUGCCCAACAAACGCGAUGAGCUGGAGAUAUUAGUGAAGACUGAGAAAGCAUACCAUGAGUGCAGUUUCCUGUGUUUUACUGAAACCUGAUUAAAUCAAAACAACUCGGACUCCUGUGUGGAUUUACCUGGCUUGACUCUCAUAAGGUCAGACAGAGAUGCUUAAGCCAGUGGCAAGAAGAAAGGAGGAGGUCUGGCUUCAUUUGUCAACCAGAGAUGGUGUAAACCUUAACACAUAACUGUCAAGGAGAACUUGUGUUGUCCAGAUAUUGAGCUGUUGACAGCUGCUCUUCGGCCAUAUUAUGUUCCAAGAGAAUUUAGUCAUAUCAUAACAGUAGUUGUUUACAUUCCACGCAAAUCAACUGAAGAAUGUUGCGAUGUUUUGCAAAAUAGUGUUGCCAGGCUACAGACUCAACACCCUGAGGCACUAAUAAUAAUAUCGGGAGACUUCAACCAUGUCACCCUCUCCUCUCACUUGACUGGAUUCACACAGUUUGUGAACUGUCCUACCAGAGAAAACAAGACCCUGGAUCUGCUGUAUGCCAACGUCAAAGAAGCCUACAGAGCCACUGCCUUACCACCACUGGGCAAGUCAGAUCAUAACUUGGUCUAUCUGCAAACCUGUUACAGACCUUGUGUGCUGAGGCAGCCUGUGACCAAAGUCAAAAUCAGAAGAUGGACACCUCAAGCCAGUGAAGCUCUAAGGGACUGUUUUAAAUCAACAGACUUGGAAACAGAUGUGGAUAGUAUGAACAUUGACACACAGGUUGACUGCUUAACUGAAUAUGUCAACUUCUGUAGAGACACAGUUAUACCCACAAAAACUGUUCGUUGUUUCCCCAACAACAAACCCUGGAUCACAAGAGACAUAAAAGCAAUCCUUAACCAGAAAAAGAACGCUUUUAAAGAUGGUGACAAAGAACGACUCAAACAAGUGCAACAAGAGUUGAAGAGGAGACUGAAGGUGGCAAAGCUGGAGUACAAAAAGAAGAUAGAGAAUAAUCUAUAACACAGCAACAUCCGUGAAGUGUGGAGAGGAAUCAGUACCAUCUCUGGACACAGCAGUAAAAAGAAAAGACAGCCAGUGGUGGGUGAUCUGGAAAGAGCUGAUAAACUCAACCUGUUCUUCAACAGAUUUGACACCACUGUCACACCCACUUCCGCUCCUUCUCCACCUUCCUCUCCACAACAAAUCUCCUCUACAACUUCUCCCCUUUCCUCUCCAUCUCGUUCAAAUGUCUCAACCACUUCAACUGCCUCCCUCCUAGAACACCAGUCCUUGUCUGUCACCAAAACAGGGGUGAGGAUGGAGCUUGGAAGACUUUAGUCUGGGAAGGCAGCUGGUCCAGAUGGUGUGUGUCCAAGGCUGCCUAGAGACUGUGCUGCAGAACUGUGUCAACCUCUCCAAAGGAUCUUCAA